UUCUUCAACAACGGAUUGGAAUCGGAACAAAUGAAUGACUUAAAGCUCGGCUGAAAUGUGAUGUGUCUGCCUGAUGAAGGCAUGCCAUAUAUAAACGAGCAUAAGAAUAAUUAUAUUGUGUGGAGAAGUGGAAUCUUGAAUUUGUCCGAAAACUAAUUAGAAUUUUGUCCAAGGUUAUUAUUUUGGGCAUACGAAUAAAUUCGUGUUUUUUUCCACUAACGAGAGAAAUACAAACGACGCGUGUGAAGUGUGGGACAAAACUCGACGUCGUAUGUGUGUGUGUGUGUGUUGUUGGUGUGUCAUAAAAGACCGAAAAAUCUAAAAUCCAAAAAAGCUUUUCCUGCACCGGUGAUUAAAUUAGUAGUGCUGGCUUUUAGUAAAUUAAAAUUGAAUUACGAGCAAAGGGCGUAAAGCGAAGGCCGCUCGGGGGUUGUUCUGAGCUGCGGAAAACUCCACACUCCGUGGAAAAGUCAUCGUAUAUUGUUGUUGUUGUUGUCGUUGCGUGAGAAAAAUCAAUUUUGCACUUAAGCUGCCAAAGAGAAGCAGGACAAAAAGGCAAGAGUAACAACGCACUCAAACGAACCUAAUGACAUUUUGCCAUAAGCAGAAUCAAAUUAUAAAACCGAUGCUAUCAUGGCUGAUAGCACAGAACCAGGCAGGCAUAAGGAUCCAACCAUAGAUGCCGGCGGUAGUCAAAGCGCUUCGGCAGAUGGUGGAAUCCAAGGAGUUGGUGCCGAUGUCGGCAUCGGCGUCGACGUGCCCCCAAUACCAGCUGUUCGACGACGACAUGCGCAUGAGCAGAAAACCGUUGAGAAUGUAGAGGAAGGACAGGAAAGCAAACAGCUGGAGACAUCCACGGUGACGCGUACGUACAUGAAGACCAUUACCACGUCACUGACCACCUCCAGUGAACACUUGGAGACGCCACCGCAACGUCUACGCCAAAAGGUUGCCCAAUAUGAGAAGGUCUGGUCCGAUGGCGCCGCCAAACGUCCGGCCGAGCAAUGCGCCGAUGAACUGCGUCAGGAGCAGGCCGACGAUUACGAUGAGGAGAAUCCCUUUGAUAUUGAUGUGCACGAGAUCGAGCGACGUCUGCGAGAGGAGCGACAACGCGGCUUAGCCGAGGCGGAGGCAGCAAAGCUGGCUUUUCAGCAGGUUCAUCUACGGCAUACACCGCAGACGACACCACGCCGUGUGGAGGUGACCAGCGAACAGACGCCGAGUCCGUUCAAUGUGACACUGAAGACCACCAGCAAGCUGAGUCCCGGCGUGGAGCUGAGCAACGUUGAGGAUCAACUAUCGCCGUUCAAUGUAACGCUACGCACGACACGACGAACCACCGUAAAGAGCGACCGUCAAACGGAACUGGAGCGUUUUCUCGAUGGGGAACGUCUGGUGCGUGAGGUUCCAGCUGCUGAUGGAGUGCGUACAAUUAUCACCUCAUCCAUGACCAGAGAUGGUGGCUACACCGAGGAGAAGAUUUAUCGUCAUGGCGAGGGUUAUGUCUCACCAAGAGAUUCCCCCUCCUGGUCACGUUCCAGUUUGUCCAGCGAACGUUCAAGUGUUACAUCUCCGCACAGCGUUGAUAUGACGGCUGGCGGAAGACGUAUACUCAUCAAGCUGGAGGAUGACGUGGAAACAAUGAGCGGUAGGUGUGAACAUGAGCGACAUCACGAUGAAACUGAUGGUUCUGUGCGCGCACGCAUACGACAAUUUGGUGGGCAGGACAAUGAUGAUGCUAUGGCAACGGCAACGACAACGGGUAACAUUGACAUUACCGUGGGUAGCAACCCCCGCAGGCGGCGUUUGUACCAACAAACAACGUUGCAAGUGGGUGGCAACGAGACGCCACAACAACAGCAACAACCACGACAGGAACAGGAACAACAACAACAGCAACAGCAACAGCAACAGCAACAACAACCGAAGCAACGUCCAAGCGAACUGUCAUGGCAAACGGGUAAAUCAACAACAAAGACAAUGCUAACAUCCACGCCGAUUGGCACGAAGGAGCAACCGCAAACAGCAACGCCGGACGAAAUUGUAUUUAGUCCAGCUGCAACGUGCCAAUUGCGCGGUUCUUCAACGGAAGAAUCCCGGAAAAUUGUAAGCCACAAAACGAUAACCACCAGCAAAACGACAACAUCCAAAUCCUCAACCAAAUCGCAAACGUCUCGUAAAUCCGUCGGUUUCGGUUCGAUUAACAAUCCUUCAACCUCAUCCGAUAUUUCGUUUACUGCAACGCGUAUUUGCAUUGUCGAUGACGGCAACGAUAACGAUAACGCGGACGUCAUCGAUAACGAUUCCGAUACGGAGGGUGUGCCGGCUAGCAGUCUUGUGAUUGUAUCGACACCAACGCGUUCCACAACACCCACAACAGCAACAGCAACAACGCCCUGUACACCGCAUGCAUUAAGCGGCAUUGGCACUUUUAGCAAGAGUCUGCGCCAGGAUUAUCAGACUCAAGCAACACAAAGUAGCAGGGGCAACGAACACGAACACGAAUACCAGGAAUUCCAAUCCACAAUGGCUUCGAUCAAUUUCCAACGAAGUAAUUCCCAGUACGAUAGCCACAUCAAGGAGAAACGAGAGGAGCAAGAACGUGUGCAGAAGAAGACAUUCACUAAUUGGAUUAAUUCAUACCUAUUGAAGCGUGUUCCACCGCUUCGUAUUGAUGAUUUAAUCAACGAUUUACGUGAUGGCACGAAACUGAUCGCGUUGCUCGAAGUUUUGUCCGGUGAACGUUUGCCCGUGGAGAAGGGCCGUGUUCUGAGACGUCCACAUUUCCUUAGCAAUGCCAAUACAGCUCUACAAUUUUUAGCCAGCAAACGAAUCAAAUUGGUCAAUAUUAAUCCCGCAGAUCUGGUGGAUGGGAGACCACCAGUUGUGUUGGGUCUGAUAUGGACAAUCAUAUUGUACUUCCAGAUCGAGGAGAAUAGCCGCAACCUAGAAUAUUUGGGUCAUGGUAUUGGCGGUUCGGUUAGCUCACUCGACAGUGUUGGCAAUCAUAAGGCUGGUGGUGAUCUACGGGCUGAGAAAUGGAAGCAAGGUGCCAAGAAAACGCUACUCAAUUGGGUAACAAAUGCCUUGCCAAAAGACAGUGGUGUGGAGGUUAAAGAUUUUGGCGCUAGCUGGAGAGAUGGCGUCGCUUUCCUCGCACUCAUUGAUGCAAUUAAAGCGAAUCUGGUUAAUUUAGCUGAGCUAAAGAAGACCAGCAAUCGUCAGCGUUUGGAGACAGCUUUCGAUGUGGCCGAAAGCAAAUUGGGUAUUGCCAAACUUUUAGACGCUGAGGAUGUGGAUGUACCGAAACCGGAUGAAAAGAGCAUAAUGACAUAUGUGGCACAAUUCUUGCACAAGUAUCCUGAACCAAAGGGUGCAACUCGCGACGAAUCGCAUGUGCAACAAGAAGUGGACGAAUUACGUCGUUUCCUCGUGGAAAAGACCAAUGAAUAUGAGCCAAUGGUUAGAAUGAAUUCGUUUCCACGUGAUUUUAGUGAAUAUCUUUUGGCACGUUCUGAAGUCGAUGCACAUUUGUCUGCUUACAACCGUCUGAAGCAAUUGAUUGAGACUCAGAGCGGUUUUCUGCAGGUCUCACGUCAAUCGUGGGAUGAGAUUAAUGAACUGUGGCAGCGCCUUCAGUACCAGAUGAUGUACUGGCUCUGGCUAUUGGACGCCGAUCUGCCCGGUGAGUUUGGCAUUGUGGGCAAAUGGUUGGCCGAGGCCGAAAAACUGCUCAUGGAUAAUGAUAUACCCAAUGCAAUGAAUGAAGAUACAGCUGCUGUGAUCAGCAGAAAACUAGAGGAGCAUAAACUUUUCUUUGCCGAUCUGCCACGUAUUUUGGCCAUGUUUGACAAUGCCAAACGUUCACCGUUGGCCCAACAGUUGCCCUUGGAGCAAUUACGCAACAUGGAACGACGCUUACAAGAGGUUGGACCUAAAGCCGCUGAACGUAGAAUUCGUUUGAAAUUCCUCGAACAUAAGUGCUGUCUGAUUGCCUUCUUAAAUCUGGUUGAGAACAAAAUGCGGGGCUGGACUGGAAAGUAUGGACAGGAGGAAAAGGUUGCCCAACAGUUGGAACAAUACAAGAACUUUGUGUCGCGCAACAAGAUCUUCCAGGAGUUCCAGAAGGCUUUCGUUGAUAUGCAACAGGUUGUAGAUGAGUACAAGCGCGAGGGAAAUGUUGCACGCAAGGACAUCAAUGAAAUUGAUCGGUUCAUGUAUGAAACUGAGGAGCGUUGGAAGCGUGUCUCCAUGGAGUUGAAGUGCUGCCAAAACUCACUCGAAGAAGUCGUCAAUUGUUGGCGCAAUUGGAAUCAACUCGCACCCAACUGUGAGGAAUGGUUGCUGUUGGCCGAACAGAAGUUGAAUCAAAGCGAAGACGAUCGUUUGGAGUUCUUCCAAGAUAUCACCGUGUGGAAGGAUAAAUUCGAUGCCUUGGCCAAUGCUGCAAAUUAUCUAAUUGCAUCCUGUGAAGAACCCAUUGCCCAACAAUUGCGACAACGUCAUGGCUCUCUUGCUGAACGCUUUGAGCGCCUUUUUGCCAAUACAAAACAAUAUAUGCAUGCUGGAGACAUAAUACGUUCUCGUCAGGAAUACAAAUCUGGCAUUGAGAAGCUCUCCAAGUGGUUGCGAGGAGCUGAGAGCGUCCUGGAUCAACGUCAGGUGCUGGGCAACAGCGAACAGAUUCGUCGUUAUGGUGAACAAUUACAGCAAUUGGCCAGCGAAAUCGAUGACAAUGAGGAACUCUUCAAGAACAUCAGCCGCACCUUCCAAUCGCUUAUACAGGAUUUGUCCCGCGAUGAGGUGGACAAGAUGAUGAAGCUGCUGAAGCAGGAGAAGGAAUCGCUGGUGCGCAUUCGUGCCCAACUUCCAGCAAAGUUGCACUUAUUCCAUCAGCUGCAGAUACAACAGGAAUCCCUUGAGGCUGGCCAGAAGGAGAUCCAUCAAUGGUUGAGUGAAGCCGAACAACUUCUAGGCACACACAAUCUCUCUGGCGGUCGGGAAGCUCUCAACGAGCAACUGCACAAGCAUAAGACUUACUUCUCACGAACUGUAUACUAUCGUUCCAUGCUGGAGAGCAAGAACAAGGUGUUCCAGAGUCUUGUUAAGGCUGUGGCAGCUGAUGAUAAGAUCGACACAGCUCCGGCUGCUCAGCAAAUGCAGCAACUAAAUGAACGCUUCAAUUAUGUUAUACAGAAUGCCGGAAAAUGGGAGCAGAGAUUAAACGAUGCUGCAGGAGGUUGGAGUAACUUCAAGGAAAAUGAACAAGUCGUCACGGAAUGGUUAACACAAGCCGAGUCCAUGCUUGUGGAGAAGCACAUUGAGUCGAAGACAACAAUUGAAACACAGAAAUAUUUCUUUGAUCAAGUCAAUGAUCGUUGGAUGAACGAUCUCGUGCAAUCCGCACAACAACUGAUUUCAACGCUUCCUGCACAGGAACAACCAGCUGUGGUUCAGAGCGUAGAACAUUUGCAAUCUCGCUGGAAGAAUGUACUUUGCCAGGCGCCUCUACAUCUUCUCAAACUAGAGUUCCGUUUGGAUGAGAAUGCAUUCUAUCAAUCCCUAAAAGAUGUCGAAAAAGAGCUGCAAUUGGAGCAGCAAGCUCUGAAUCGCAAUGAAGAUGUCGAUUCCAUCCUGCAACGCAAUCAACAGUUCCUGCUGCAACAGGAUGCCGUGCCACGUUUGGAGCGUUGCCUGCAGAACAUGCAACGUCUCGCCCAAGCGCAUAGACAACAUCAACCAGGAGAUAUUAGCCUGGAUCAAUCCUACGAUAAUGCCAAGGCUCAGUGGGAGUUGAUGUCCAGCAAAUUGUCCGAUAUGCGACAGACUCUGCAACAAAUUCCCGCACAAUGGCAGGGCUAUCAUCUGAAGUUCAAUGAAAUGAUCAAUUGGAUGAACAGCGUGGAUCAGAGCCUUAAGAAUAUUGUUAAUGAGGUCAACACCAUGGAGGAGUUUGAAAAGGAGAAGGUUGUUUUCCAGAAAAUCUGCCAGGAUGCAGAUAACAAACGUGAGGACAUGAAAUGGUUGGUCAAAACGUUGGAUUCCCUGCUCAGCUAUACAACCGAAGAUGAGGCGAAUUUGGAGCAGAAGAAACUGGAAGAUUUAAUUGCACGCUACAAGAAUCUGAUACCCACAAUUGAGAUUACAAUGGUCAAGACGGAAGUAUUCUCCAAGUGCUACACAUAUCGUCGUGAGGUGCACGAAGUUGUUUGCCUGUUGACCAAGGUUAAGGACCAGACAGCUAAUAUACCCGCUCCCGAUAGCUUGGAUAGAGUAAAUCGCCUGAUUGAGGAGCAACAAUAUGCCAUCAAUCAGCUUGAUCAUCAGCGGCCUCACAUCAUGUCGAUGCUACAACGUGGACGAGAUCUCAGCAAGGAUGUCCAUGCUCCUGCCUUUGUUAAUACCGAAGUGAAGAAUCUGGAGACAGGAUGGAAUCAGGCCUACACCGAGACCUCCGAUAAACUGCAGGCGUUGAAGGGAACUCAAGCGGUGUGGAGUGAGUUUGUUGAUCAGAAGAACGACAUUUUCUCCAUGCUGCAGACCGCAGAGACAGAGCUGAGGGCCCUAACACCACUUCAAACUGAUCCGAAGAAUGUUAGCCAAGAUCUGAAGUCGAAGCGUGAUUUAAAUGUGCAACUGCAACAGGCAUCGCAUCAAUUGUUGCCCAAGUUGCAUGCCUUGAAGUCGGAAUUGGCGCCACUUGCCGCCGCUGAUAAGCGUCCCAUACUGGAGAAGGAAGUUACCGAAGUGGAGAAGAUGUUCUUCAACACAAUGGAGCAUGUGAAGGAUCGUGUGGGUUACUUGGAAGACUACAGUGCCAAGUGGAACAACUACAAGACGCGUCUGGCCGAGCUGCAGGAAUGGGCCAAUAAAGUGGCGCCCAAGAACAUUGAAGCCUUGCAGUCGGAGGAUCUGACGCCGGAGGAGCGUGUGGUCAAGGUGCAAUCCUUUAAGCGUGUGCUGGGUGAACGCAUGAAGCAAUUGGAUUUGUUGGCCGCUGAUGCAUCAGAGUUGGCUCCCAAGGAGGGCAACGUUGCCGAAGCGAAGCGUUUGAAGGGUGAAAUCUCGAAAUUGCAAGAGGUUCUCAGUGCCAUCAAUCGCAAUGUGGAUCAUCAAUCGCAGGCCGUGCAGGAGGAUCUGGUGAAUUGGCAACAAUUCCAGGCUGGAUUGCAACAGAUCAAGCCGGCGGUGGAGCAAAGUGAAGUCAAGGUAAAUAACAUAGUUCCUAAGCCGAUUACACUUGAUGAAGCCGUUGCCAUGCAACAAAAUGCCAAACAAUUUGAAACACAAUGCCUGGAGCAGUUGGACAAACUCCAUGGCAUAUCAAACAUCAGUCAUAAAAUGUUAUGCAAAACCAAUGCCCCCGAUGAAUUAGAUGCCAUGCACUCCCGUUGGACGGCAGUCCAUGAAAAUGCAAAACAGGCGAGCGCUAAGCUCGAGAAACUCGUUGCCAAUUGGCAAUCAUUUGAUGCGGAUACUGCCAAAUUGGAGGAUUGGAUAUGUCAGGGUGAAAAGUUGAUGGGUAAGCGUCCAGCUGUUCUAAAUACACCGCACAUUGAUAAGCUCGAAAAGGAGCUGGUCAAGUUGAAGUCCUUCAACAAUGAGAUAUCACAGCAACAGGCUAAACUUGUUGCACUUGGCCAAAAUGCCGAUCAAAUUAGUUUGCAUCUGGCGCCAGAGGGCGCUGCAGCUGUUAAGGAUCGCGUCAACGCGAUGAAGGCAAAACUGCAAAAACUUUCCGAGGCAACGCGUGGAAAUAUCAACGAAGUCUCCGAUGCCAUAAUUUCACGUCAAGAUUUCAAUGCCAAACUGGUUAACUUCUCCAAUUGGAUGGAACAGUUGCGUAAUCAGGUGACUCAAGUGGAGGAAAUCAAUCCAGAACGCGUGGAGACAAGUCUACAUGUGAUACAUGCUCUGCUCCAAGAACAUGCCGAUAAGAAGCCCAGUUUUAAUGCCAUCUACGAUGAGGUGAAGCAACUUGCUCUUGGUGCUACUCCAGAGGAAUCGAAUGCUCUCAAUGAUGCCUACACUGCUCUCGUGGUCAACUAUCAGAAUCUUGAGUCCAAUAUGCUGCAAAAGAAGGCCGCUCUCGAGAAGUGGACGGAGCUCUUGGGCUGGAAACAUGACACUGAAUCCCAUUUGAAUUAUUUGAAGCAUCAGCUGGACAAACCCGAGGGUCCUGCAGUUGAAGAACUCAAGAAGGUUGUCGAUGAAAUCGAUCAUUUGGGUCAAGGACUAAGUUAUUGGAAGGAUCAAGCCAAGCAGAUUGACGAGAAUCCAGCUAUACAAUUGAGAGAUGCACUUUCUCGCCGUCCCUUGAUUGCCACGCAGAUUGUCAACGAUGUGGAGAACAAGCUGGAGAAUCUCAAGAUGCGUUCACAGAAUCAGCAACAACAAUUGCAACAGAUGACGGUGCGCAAGGAUAAAUUCCAUGCACUGGAGCACAAUUUCGGACAGGCACUGCAGGAGAAUCGUGCCAAGCUCGAGGAGAUCUUAAAACAACAUCCCACUCUAAAUAAUAUUGAUCAGAUUAUUGCCGAUCUUGUAGCUCUCAAUGAUGCCCUCAAGUAUCAAGCGGAUCUUAAGGAUCGCAUUCAUGACGAGGGAUCUCUGUUGAUGAGGGAAGAUAUUGCCAGCAUGCCGGCCAUACAGGAGAGUCUUCUGAUUCUCGAUAAAAACUACGAUUCUUUGCAAAAUGAGAUCGCCGAUCGCAUACAGAAAUACAAUCUCAUUAGUCAGGCUUUGAGAGAGUAUGCCGAGUCUAAGGACAAGUUCUCAAAGGAGUUGAAAAAGGCCGAGGAUCUGUUUAAUGCCAUACCACAACAGCCUGGCGACGAAACUGAACUUCAUCAGGCUUCCGAGAAGACACGCAAGACCAUGGAGCAAUUGCGCAAGUCCAAGAUGAAUCUCGAUGAGCUCGAUCGUCGUGGCAACAAUGUCUGUAAAUUGUUUAGUGCGAUUGGAGAAGCUGUGCCACAAGAGGUGCCCCAGGAAGUUGCCACAGCAAAGCAGCAUUGGCAGGAUCUUCAUGAUAAGACAGCCAAAAAUGCGCAUAUUUAUGAAACGGAAGCUGUCAUUUGGUCGCAGAUUGAGGAUGCCAAAAAGGAUCUGCUACCUUGGUUAUCGGAAACGAAUCAAGGACUCUGCGAUGCUGCCGAUAAUUCGAUUGAAAUUGAAUUCGGGCCAAUGCGUUUGAGCAAAUAUCGCACCGAAUUGCCUUCCUAUCAGGCACUUAAGGAUACAAUCACAGAGAAGACCAACGAUCUGAUGAAGAUCAACAAUGGAGCGGAGAUUCCUGCUCUAGCUGCACUUAAUCAGCUACUCUCUGAGCAAUUUGCUGAGGUUAGCAAUAAUGCAGAGAGAUUAAGUGCAGUUACAACCUCAUUUAACGAUCAAGAACAAGAGUUAAGAAGACGCACAAAGAUCGCAGGGGAAAAUGUGAGCAAAUCACGUGAGCAACUUAUCAAAUGUGAUGACAUGUCCGGCGAUAAUAACAAGAUCAUGGAACGUUUGCUUCAAUGUCGCGUUCUUCGUGCUCAAUUGGAACACAGUGGCAAUGAAAUUGAAAAUAUCAAACAAAAUGUCGAUGAAUUGCGUAAUCUUUAUCCCACAUUCAAUGAGUCCAUCAUACCCAAGGAGUUGAAUAAUGUGCAAAAACGCUACGAGGGCGUCGAUCUCUAUGCCAAAAAGAUCGAGAGUUCCUUGUUGCAGUUCCUCAAGAAAUUCCAUGCAGAUAAGGUGGGCAUGUUAAAGCGUCUCAUUACGACACAGCGUGAAAAGGUGGCGUGGUGUCAACCUGAAUCAUCCAGCGAUAAAUACAACUUGGAUGUGAAGAAAUCAUCGCUGCAGGAAGUCAGCAAGAGCAUCGAUGAUUGCAAGUUGCGUCAUGCGGAAACAUUGAAAUCUCUGGAAAUGUUAAAAGCUGUGGAAUCGCCACAAAAUCUCGCCGAGCUGACAAACGAUGCUGAGUUGAUGGAUAAGGAAAUGAAGGCGCUGCAGGAGAGCUUUGAUCGCAUUAAGGGUAUCCUAGAUGAGAAUGUUGAUCUCUGGUCUCAGUACGAGCAAUCAAAUGAGCAGAUAUCGAAUUGGUUAAGAGAUGUUGAAGGUCGUGUUAAAGCAGAGACAAGUGGUCAGGUAAAUCUACCUGAGGUGCCACAGAAGUUACAGGAAUUAGCCGUACUCCAACAGGAUGUGAUCUCCCAUGAGCCCAUCAUCAACAGCUUGGAACAGACUUCCCAACAGUUGAUUGAAAAGAAUCCGGAGGCGCGUAUUGGACAAUUUGUUACACAUCUCGUCCAGCGUUAUCAAACAGUUGCCAAGAGUCUGGCAUCCCAUAUUGAUAAAAUACGUGGCGCACAAAUGUCGAAUGCCAACUUUGCAAAGGCAUCGAAGGACUUUAAUGAAUGGUUCGGUGAUGCCAAGAUUGACUUCCAGGAAUUGGCACGCAUGGGCUCUCCAGGUUCAUCUUCGGCAACGGCACAGCAAUUGCAGACUAUAAAGAACUAUCUCAAAACCUUUGAUAAUGGUCAACUUUUGCUUAACAAUGCCGUCGAUAUUGGAGAGGCUCUCUAUCCUGUGGUUUCUCCCGAGAAUCGUGAAAAGAUACGCGCGGAACUGCGACAAAUGAGGGAGAAAUAUGAUUACUUGAGGGAUGAGGCAAAUGCAUUGAUGCAACAGGUUGAAGGAGUCCUCAUCCAAAAGACUUCCAUUGAGGAGAGUUAUACUCAGGUCUCUCAUUAUCUGAAUGAAUCCAAGGCCAAGGUGACAGCAGGCGAUGAACUCUAUCCCACUUUGGCGACCAAGAAGGCAGCUCUACAGAACUAUAAAACUCAGUUGCAAGAAAUUACUCUGCACAAGAAUGCUCUAAAACAAUUACACGACAAGGCUGUAACCCUCUGCGAUGAUGAGUCGGAGCGUAAGACGGAUGAAUCCAUUCAGGAAUACAAUACACUCUCGAAGAAGAUUUCCGAUCGCAUUCAAACUGUGAGCAAUCAUGUUGUCAAACAUGAAGCUUAUGAUCAAGUGUUGGAGAAGGCACAAGAUUGGUUAAACACCAUCAAAUCGGAAGCGAUUGAUAUCUUGAAUGAGACUACGUUCGAGAAGGAAGGAGCCGAGGAGAAACUGAUUGUUGUGGAGAAUCUAUUGCAGCACAAACCAGAAGGAGAUUCCAUCUUUGAGACUUGCCACAAGCUGCUGGAAACGGUGCUUACACAAACCCAUCCCAAUGGUCAUCCGGCUUUACUUAAAGGUUUCGAGGAGCCCAAGCAGGCGUGGGAGGAAUUUAUGUCGCUGUGCCAGGAUUCGUUAGUGAAACUCAAGCAACUCUGCUCGAAAUGGGAUGAAUUCGAUUCAAUUAUUGAGGAGCUCGAUAAUUGGAUGAAGAACGUUGAAGCUGUGGUUAAGAAUCAGAACCUUAAGAGCACAGCUGAAGCAAAGAGCGCUCAUCUCAAGCAACUUCAAGAGAAUGCCAAGGACAUUGAUAGGAGAGGCACCGCUAUCAACGAGCUCAUGGAUCAAGGUCGUGAAAUUGAGGGAGAAACUGAUUUGAAUCUCAAACUGUCACGUCUUAACACACGCUAUCAGACCUUGAAGAAUCUGUGCAAGGAAUCGAUUGCCAAGUAUACAAACUACGUCAAGGAUCACGAUAGUUUUGACAAUGACUUUGAAAAGUUCAAGGAGAAUCUACAAACCAGUGUCAAUGAGUUGGCCAAGGCCAAUGAGAUUGUCGGCGAUCAAAAUGUGCUGCAAGAUCAACAGAAUAAAUUGCGUGAGAUGUCGGACAAAAGGAUUACGGACUCUACAAUCUUUGAAGGUCUCAUUGAUCGAGGCGAGAAGCUCUAUGGACACACAAGUCCCGAAGGCCGUGAGAUUAUAAGGCAACAGCUGAGAGCUCUGCGUACCAUGUGGGAUAAUUACACAGAUGAUCUCAAUUCGGCCACGCAUAAGAUCGAUCAGUGUUUGUUGCAGUUCAAUGAGUUUAGCAUUGCCCAGGAUCAGUUAACAAAAUGGUUAAAGGAUGUCGACAAGGCCAUGCAGAGUCACACCGAACCGAAGACUACUCUACAGGAGAAACGAGCUCAGCUGCAGAAUCACAAGCUGUUGCAUCAGGAAAUAACCACACACAAUGUCCUGGUUGAUAAUGUCUGCGAUAAGGCUCAGAUUUUGGUGGAUCAAAUCAAGGAUAACUCGUUGAAUGUCUAUCUACAAUCGAUAAAGCAAUUGUUCCAAAAUAUCGUACAGAAAUCCGAUGAGAUCCUUCACAAUCUUGAGAAUUGUGUGCAGAAGCAUAGUGAACUGAAUAAUGCCCUCAAUGGAGCCAAAACCUGGAUAUCGAAUGAGAAGGCAAAGCUACUGGAAUGCGACGAUGCUUAUGGUGAAAAGGCAGAUAUCAAGAGGAAGAUUGAGACCCUCGGACAGUUGGCCCAGAAUAAGCCGCAAGCCAUGAACCUCAUCGCAGAAAUUCGCUCCCAGUUUGACAAUGUGAAGCCGGCCACCUCGGAGAAGGGUAUUGAGGUGCUUGAGAAGGAAAUUGAUGAACUUGAGACGACCAUGAAGAGUCACUUCGAUGACAUCGAGGGAAUUGAGGGCAAACAAAAGGAUGUGCUUGCACAGUGGGACAAAUUUGAAAGUAAUCUCGAGGAACUUACAAAAUGGUGUCGCAAUGCCGAGGCCGUUUUCCGAGAUCAACAACUCAAGUCGACACUCCAUGAAAAGGUCGAGCAGAUGGACAAGUAUAAGAUACAACGUGAGCUCAUUAUGCAAAAGGAGAAGGAGAUCGAUGCUUUUGGAGAUAUGGCACAUGCGCUUUUAAACAACUGUGGAGCCGAUCGCCUAAAGACUUUGACAACACAAAUCACAACUCGUUAUCAAGUGCUGCAGGUGUUGAGCAAGGAAGUUGUUAAUCGUUGGUCGAAUCUCGUCGAUGAUCAUCAGUUCUAUCAGGAUAAAUACAACGAGGUUGACUUGUGGCUGCAACCAAUUGAAGCGCAAUUGGAGAAGGCUCUCAAGGAUGAAUCCCCCCAGAGCUCGAACAUCCUGCAGGUCCUGUUGUCCGAGAAGGAACAGGCGGAGAGUUUGUUUGGCUCCUUGAAUGCAGCUGGAGAAAAAGCAUUGCCAGACACUUCAACUCAGGGUAGAGAAAAGAUACGCAAGGAUCUGCGUGAUAUUCGCGAUCGUUGGGACAAGCUUGAUGAGGGCAUUCGCAAUCUGGAGAAACGGCAAGAAGCCCAGACAGUUCAACUCUCUAGUUAUCAGGAUAUUCUCGGACAAACGGUCAAUUGGUUGGAUCAGGUUGAAAAGCUGCUUCACAAUGAGAAUCCCGCCAGCUGGACAAGCGCACAGGAGAUACGCUCCAAGUUGUACAAAUAUAAGGCGACCAAUCAGGAUAUUAACUCCCAUAAAAGGAUUGUCGAGGCUGUGAAUGAGAAGGCUGCAACUCUGCUGACAAAUGCAGCUCCUGCAAAUGCUGAUGAGAUUGCCAAAUCUGUAGUUGAAGUUAAUAAACGCUAUGAACAAGUUGGCCAGGAUUGUGCCAAGUUGGUAGCCGAUUUGGAUGCCGCUUUCGAUGUCUAUCAACAGUUUAGUGAACUGCAAAAGGCACAACAGGAUUAUCAGAAGAAUCUCUGGGAUCGUCUAACUGGUUACUCCGAUUACUCCGGAAACAAGGCAGCACUCCAAGCGCGUCUGCAAAAGAUCAAUGAAAUCCAGGAUGCAUUGCCCGAAGGUGUCGCCAAAUUGAAAGCGCUCGAGGAACACAUUGAAAGCCAUACAAGAAAUAUUCCUGCACGUUCCAAGGAAGCCAUGACUCGGGAUUUGGCCAAUUUGCAUGCCGAUUUCGAAAAGUUCAGCGGUUCUUUGACGGAUGUCAAGAGCGGCCUGGAAAAUCGUUUGCAACAAUGGAAUGACUAUGAAGUCGACUUGGAUCGCUUGAUUAAUUGGCUGGGAGAAGCUGAGAAUGCGCUCAAGAACUACAAUCUGAAGUCAUCUUUCGAGGAGAAGGAGGAACAACUAAAUCGCUUCCAAUCUUUGACUCAAAAUCUGCGUCAGAACGAGGCAGACUUUGAAAAAAUGAAGGAUGAUACCUCGGAGUUGGUUCAGAGUUCCGGAGAGACAAGAAUCGCUGUCAAUGUGCAGCAAGUUUCUUCGCGUUUCCAAUCGAUACAAGCGACGGCCAAGGAGAUUCUCAAGAAGUGCGAGCAGGCUGUUCAGGAUCAUGGACAUUUCAAUGAGAAGUACAAACAAUGCUCCGAUUGGUUGGCCAAUGCUCAGGCACGUUACGACGACUGCAGUGAUCUGUCCACGGUGGCAUCUCGUGAUGAUCUUCUCAAAAAGCAACUCGUUGUACAGGAACUGUUGGCCCAACAACCUACAGCAACUCAGCUUUUGAACAGCACUGUCGAGCUGGGUGAAAAGUGUUAUAGCUCCACGGCAACGGAUGGUCGCGAUGCAAUUCGCAGUCAAUUAGAUGAUUUGACCUUUGAUCAACUUUUUGACAACAUUGCCAGUACAGCACGUAAGAUUCAGGAUAAGAUUGCCAGAUGGUCUGGUUUCGAUGAAACCGCCGACAGUCUAAAAGCGUGGUUGGACAGUGUGGAACAAGAGCUGCCUGCAGAAAUUGAACUCAAGACAACGCUCGAUGAAAAGCGCAAUAAAUUGCAAGCUUAUCGCGAUAUUAUCAACGAUAUUAACAAUCAUCAAGUUGAGGUAGGAAAUCUGCAAGAAAUUGCUGCCAAUUUACCUGAAAAAACUGAGCAUGUUGAUCGGAUUAUCAAGGAUAUCACCGAUCGCUUUGGCAAACUGCAAAAACGAGCCCAGGGCUACGUCGAACGCUACGAGGGCAUCGUAAGUGCUCAUCAACAAUACUCUAAGGCUGUCAUGGAUGCCCAGGAGUUCAUUGAUGCUACAAUGAAUACUGUACAUUAUUGGGGAGAUCUGGACUUGGAGCAGACAUCUCUUCACACAAAUCUUGAUCGUCUGAAGAAUUUGAAGGCAAGUUUGGCCGAUGAAUUUCCACGAGUGGAUCAAGUUCGGGCGUUGGGUGAGAAGGUUAUACCCGGCACUGUGGAUGUGGGACAAGUGAAUAUCAAGUCCCAAAUUGACACUACACAGCAGGAAUGGGAAGGUCUCCUGGCGGCCAUCAGUUCCACCAUUGAAGCUAUCGAGGCACGACUCCAACAAUGGGCGGAGUAUGAGCAAUUGAGGGAUCAAUGUUUGGCUUGGAUUCGUGAUACGGAUAACGAUCUGCAUGCCAUUGAUCUGAAGGAAGAUCUGUCCAAGAAACGUGCCCAAUUGGAUGCCCUGAAGGCCCUGCAAGGUGAGGUCCGUGCCAAGGAAUUGGAAGUGGAUAAUGUCACUGAGAAAGCACAAACUCUUCUAAAGGGAGCCACAACAACGAGAGCAUCGGGUCCUGAAUUGGUUACCAAAUAUCAACAGAUCUUCCACAAGGUCAAGGAUUUGAACAAUCGCUGGCAACAGUAUGUGACGUCACAUGAGGACUUUGAUAAUUCCAUCUCGGAGUGUGCUUCAUGGAUAAACAGCAUUAAGGAAAAGUUGGAUUACUGCUCCGACAUGUCUUCGAUGAGUCAAAAGGAACUGGACAAAAAGUUGGCUACAAUUCAAGAUGUUAUUCUGCUCAAGGACGAAGGUUCAGCUCGUGUGCUUAAGAUCUUGGAGCAGGCUCAACAUGUGCUGGCCAAUACUGCUCCAGCAGGCCACGAGGCCAUCAACAAGGAGUUGUCAGAGCUGCAGGACCUUUGGUCUGGCAUUGCAUUACGUAUCAUGGAUGUAAAAGCGAAUCUGGAUGAUUCUAUUACACAAUGGUCUGGCUUCUUGGAUCAAGUGCAAAAUGUGCGCAAAUUCAACGAAUGGUUGGAUACUAUACUCAAGGAAUUAGGUGAACAUCAAACUACGAUGACGGAGAAACGUGCACAGCUUGAUCGUGUUAAGUCCACGGAAGAGAAAGUGCGUGUGGAGAAGAUCGAUGUGGAUUCAUUGAAGAUUCAGGCUAAGGAAAUGAUUGCCAGCGGUCAACAGAGUCAGGCUGCUUUCCAGGCCCAAAAAGUGCUGGACAACUUUGAUGAGCUCUUUGGAAAGACACAGAAAUUGCUGUCCGAUCGUCAGGAUCAGUAUAGAGAUCAUCGGCUGUUCAAGGAGGCCUACGAUGAUCUUGUCAGCUGGAUAAGUCGUGCCCGGGAGAAAUUCCCUGCACUGAAACAGAGCAGUCUAAGCGACAAAUUGGCCAUUGAGAAUGCCGUGCAGGCAACGGAAGCGUUGCUCAAUAAACAGGCACAGGGUGAGCUUCUGGUGGAGCAUUUGGUGCACACGGGCGAAGUUGUUCUGGCAAGUACGUCGAAUCAGGGUCAAGAGAUCAUUCGCAAUGAUAUACGCGCUUUGCGUGAUAGCUUCGAAAGUUUGUUCCGCGAGAUCAAUCAGCAGAAAGAAAACUUGGAAGUUACCAUGGUGCAAUGGCGUGCAUAUAAAGAGGAGUAUGAACGUCUCAUGGAAUGGCUACAACAGAUCGAUAUACUUGUCAAGAACCACAAACUCAACCUCUGUCCCAACCUGCCCGACAAGGAGAAACAAGUUGCCGAUAUGCGUGAGGUUAUGUCGCGUCUGGAGAAAGGAAAGGAUGACAUUGACAAGUUUAAUGCCUCUGCGGCUGGAUUAUUAAAAUCUCAUCUCGACAGCUAUGUCAACAAUCAGCUUAGACACUUGGGUUCCAUGUACCAAGUGCAGGUUAAUCUCGGCAAGGAUGUCCUCAAAAAGGUCGAAACGAACCGUGAUCAGCAUCGUGAAUACGAUGCCAACAUGAAGUCGGCUAAGGAAUGGAUUGCCAAUGCCAAGCAAACUAUUCAAUCAGCCGGAGAAGGAGCCGGUUCCAAAGAGGCCUUACAACGUCGCUUGGAGCAUAUCCAGGACUUGAUACGCAAUCGUGAGCUGGGUCAAAAUCUUGUACAUACUGCCAUCAACAACGGAGAGAAGAUCAUUAGGAAUACACGCUCCGAUGGACGCGAUGCCAUCAACAAUGAAAUGAAGGAGCUGCAAACUGACUGGGAUCGUUUGGUCAAAAAAAUGUCAACAGCAAAGGUUCAACUCGAAACGAAUCUGCUUCAAUGGGCCGACUACAGUUCCAGUUAUUCCCAACUCCAGAAAUGGAUCACAGACAGGGAGGCGAAGCUCCAACAGGCUUGUGAGCAGAAGAUCAUUAAGUCGCAACGUGGUCAACCUGGUCUUAGCAGUGGCCUCAGUGAACGCAAGGCAAAUCUUCGACAGACCAACAAUAUGGUUCAGGACAUUGUCUCCUUUGAGCCGAUGAUACAGUCGGUUACAUCGAAGGCAUCGGACUUGCAACAGGGUGCACCUGCAACAGAAAUCUCCGAUAAGUAUGAGAAUUUAACGAAACAAGCCAAGGAUCUGUAUGCCAAGCAAAAGAAUACAAUUGAUAGUUAUCAGGCUUUGAUCGAUGCUGGCAAUGAUUUUGCCACCUGGUUGAGAAAUGCCAAGGAAAGGUUGAGCAAGUGUUCUGAACCAACAGGAGAUAAACAAGCUCUGGCAGAGAAAACACAUCAGUUGAAGAUUCUACAAGGAGAAGUUCCCGAAGGGGCGACAAAACUCCAAAAUGCCUUGGCUCAGGGAGAGAUCGCUUGUCGCACUGCAGAGCCUGAGGAUUGUGCGAUCAUUGAAGAAGAGGUUGCUCUACUUCAAGAGGAAUUCGAUGCCUAUGUCGAGGCUCUAAAUAAGGCCAAGGAUUAUCUGGAAGUGGGCAUUGUCAAGUGGUCUGACUACCAGGAUCAAUACACCGAAGCACUCGAAUGGUUGACCAAGACUGAAGCCUUGGUACAGUCCUACAACAAACUGCAGGAUAGCCUAACCCAAAAGAAGGUGGUGCUGGAACAAUUCCAAGGACAUCUACAAACACUCUUCGAUUGGCAAAAGACCUUGGAUCAUCUCAAUAUGAAAGCUCAAGUUUUGUUGGAAACCUGCUCCGAUACGAGAAUCAGCAAUGCCAUUAUGCAAUUGACCACCAAAUAUAAUGCCCUACUGACUUUGGCUAAGGAGGUUAUGAGACGUUUGGAGCUGCAUUACCAGGAGCAUCAACAGCAUCAUUCACUCUACGAGGAGUGUCAAUCGUGGAUAGAGAAUACCCGGGAGAAACUCGCGGAUUGCGAGCAGAUACCCGGCACUUUGAAUGAAGUGCAAAUCAAACUCAAUACGGUUAAGAAUCUACGUCAAGGUUUCGAAACUGGCCAAAACAAACUGCGCUAUUUGCUGGAACUCAAAGAGAAGGUCAUCAUGAAUACGGAACAGAAUGGUGCAGCAAAAAUACAAGAAGAUACGGAAGCCUUAAAACAGGACUUUGAUAAACUUCUCGUGGAUCUCAACGAGGUGCGUCAAAAGUUGGCCAACCGUUUAGCUCAGCUGGAAGAGAUCUUCAAGCUGUAUAAGAUUUUACUUGAAUGGCUGGAGGAUAUAGAACCAAGUGUCAAGGCUAGCGAAGAGUAUCUGAAUGAUUUGAGCGAGAAGCGUGCUGCUUUAGAGAAGUUCCGUGUUACGCAACGUGACAUCAAUGGACAUAACGAUAUUGUGGAGAAGAUCAAUGUCAGAUUGCGUGAAGAUAACAGCCUGGACAAGAAUGAUUUCCAGCCGGGACUAAGCAAAUUUGAAGUUCUGCAGGCUGAGGUAAACAAGAUCAUAGAGUCGCUGGAGAAUCAGGUCAACAAUCAUGAGAAGUACAAGCAUGCCUAUAAUGAACUUCAGGAUUGGUUGCGUCGCACACGCAUCGAGGUGGAACAAUGUGCCGAUUGUCAUGGCGAGAAGGAUCAAGUUGAGGAUCGUCUGAAUCGCCUUGGAGAAAUACAGGCAACUUCCAUGCAAGGAAAAUCUCUAUUAGACGCUUGCGAGGAACUCAGCCAGGCUGUGAUUGCCACCAGCGGAAACGAAGGUCAAGAUAAUGUUGCCCAGGAGAUCAAACAUUUGAAUGGCGAAUGGGAAACACUUCAAGCUUUAUCUCGAGAUGCACGCAGCGGUCUCGAAACGUGUCUGUCUGCCUGGCAGACUUUCUUGCAGAAAUUCAACAAGAUUCAUUUGUGGAUUGAGACAAUGAGCAAGCGCGUUGCCAAAUCUCACGAAGGCGAUAACAAAACCCCCGAAGAUUUGGUCAAUGCCAAGAAACUACUGGAUGAGGUCCUAGCUGAAAAGGAGAAUGUUGAGGAUUUGAAUGACAACUGUGAGCUAUUGAUGGAACAGAGCGCCUGCACUCGCAUUCGCGAUCAAACCAUUGAGACUCAGGCCAGUUAUACCAAAUUGUUGACAGCUGCUCAGGGUCUGGUUGCCAAGAUCGAAAAGAAUCUGUCGGAUCACACAGAGUUCCUUAACUAUAAGAAGGAAAUGGAUGCCUGGAUCGAGAAGGCUCAGCAAGUACUCCAGGAUUGCAGCAUCGAUGGUAAUGCCACGGUCAUUGCCCAGAAAUUGGAAACUGUCAAUUCUCUAUCCUCCCAUCUGCCUGAGGGUCAGCAUUUACUUGCUAUGGUCCAAGACGCCUACUCGAAGGCCUCCAAUAUUACACCCGAAGACAAGCAGGAGAGACUGCGUGAUCUGAUGACCAAAGUGCGUGAGGAUUGGGAUGCCUUGGGUCUGGCAGUUAAGCAGAAAUUGAGCGACUUAAAGCAAGCACAAAAUCGUUGGAACGACUUUGCUAUCAAUAAGGAGAAGCUUGAAAAAUGGCUCGUCGAAACGGAGAAGACCAUGAAAACGGCGCCAGAAACCAAGGGAGAGUUGAGUGAGAUGAAGACGCUUCUGGAGCGCUACAAGACGCUCUCCAAUGAGGUCAAACAGAAGGGCAAUGAUUUGGAGCAACUGAUGUCGGAGGCACGGGAUCUGGGCACCGAAGUGGAUGCCGUGAAUCGUCUUCAGUCACGUUGUGACAAGCUGAAGAACGAUUGUGCUGCAUAUAUUAAGGAUCUGGAACAAGAGAUGCUUGAUUAUAACGCAUAUCAUCAGAGUCUGCAGGAUGUUGAGAAAUGGCUUUUGCAAAUCUCCUUCCAACUGAUGGCACACAAUUCCCUCUUCAUUUCGAAUCGGGAACAGACCCAGGAGCAAAUCAAACAGCACGAGGCUCUUCUCAGCGAAAUCCAAAAGUAUCAGACUAAUUUGGAUGAUCUGAAUGCCAAAGGACAGGCCCAAAUUAAACGCUAUGAGUCCACAACUCCUGAGAUACGUCCAACCGUUGAGUCACAGCUGAAGAAUAUACAGGACAGCUACAACUCACUGCUGCAGACAUCAGUUCAGAUCAAGAAUCGUCUAUUGGAAUCGCUUGCCAAGUUCCAGGAGUACGAAGAUACUCUGGACAACAUCAUGCGCAAUCUGGAAGCUUACGAGCCAAUUAUACAAACGGAACUCGAUGCACCUGCCACCAGCUUAGAGUUGGCUCAGAAUCAACUCAAAUGCGCUCAGGACAUGCAACAUAAGUUGAACAAUGAAAAGUCUAGACUGGCAGCUGCAGUUCAGGCUUGUGAGGCAGCCACAGCAUCGAUAAGUCGUCCCAGUUCUCCACUGGAGACGGCCAUGCAUGCGAUUCCCGAACGUGAACUGAUGGUGCGCGCCAAGCUCGAAGAUCUGCUGGAUCAGCCAACGCCAAAUACUCAGAGCUCAACGAAAAAUGAUGGCAUUGAUGAUGAUGUCGAUGACGUUGAGCUCAGUGAAGUAAACGAGGCGUUAAUGGAUCCAAUUGCUCACGAGCGUAUUGCCAACUAUCGUCGCAUAGUACGCUUGAAUAGUGCACACGUGAGCAAGCUGCAUGCACUUGUCGCUAAGGUGCAAUCCCACUUGGGUGGUUUGACUGCAUCCGUUAGCGAGCUGGAGCAACAGCAGAAACAGCGCGCCGAGCUGCAGGAUUGGGUUAAGAAACAACAGAGCUCCGUCUCUGAUUGGUUAAUGCGUCCUUGCAAACUUCGCUCGGAGGCCGCACAACAAGAGCUGGUGUCCAUGAAUGAUUUACUCAAUUCAAUUGGAGACAAGCGUUCCCAGCUGAUGUUGGAGAUGACAGGCUCAUUGGGUGAUGAUGAUACAGAUUUGGAUGACAACAUUGAUAAACUUGAAUCAGAGCUGAUGGACGCCAUUGCCAAGAAGCAGGCGGGUCAGAAUGUCAUCGAUGGUUACCGUCAGGGCAUGCAGGAUGUGCAGAAUUGGUUCGAUACCUUGAUAAAGCGCAUGGAUGUCCUUGAUCGCGGCUCUGGCUUGAACUGUGCACAAAAGAUGGCAGCGAUUAAUGAGAUCAAGAACGAGUACGAACUGCAGGGACAUCCCAAGAUACAGGAGCUUAAGGGUAAAGCAGCUCAGGUGGCAGAAGUGAUUAGCAAUCUGGAUGGCCAACAGGUGGAAGAACAAAUGAAAUCGUUGGAUCGUCGUUUUGCUGAUCUCGGCAAGCGCAUCGAUCGCAAGGCCCAAUUGUUGGAUGUGACCAACAAGGGAGUCGAUGGAGCCAAGGGUGAAAUCGAGCAACUCCAAUUGUGGGUGAAGCAGCAAAUCGAUGAUCUGCAAUCACCUGCAGCACUUGGCUUCUCCCCCAAAGAUGCCGAGGCACGUCAGCAGAAGAUCAAGAGUUUGAUGAAAGAUGCAGAGGCAAAACAAUCACUGGCUGAUGUUUUAGAGAAGCGUAUUGCCAACAUGCAACCCGAGUUGGAAUCCGCAGAAUACGCACAAUUGGAGUCAGCAUUGCGUAAUCUGAACAGCGAGAAUCGCAAUUUAUCUGGCGUCCUUAAAGCAGAGUUGGAUAGAGCCUUGGAAGCCAGCAAAGCACGUAAAGCCUUGGAAAACGAUUUGGACAAGGCGCGUCAAUGGUUGAAAUCGAAGAUCUCUGAAGUGCGCAAGUUGCCCGUUUAUCAUCCAUUAACCUCCACGGAGAUUGAGAAGAAAAUUCAGGAGAACAAGAAAUACGAUGAUGAUGCCAAGCAAUUCAAUGACAGCGUUCUUAGUGAUGUUCAACGCCAGGCAGCCAAUAUUAUGAAGGAUUGCGGAGAUGCUGAUAAGGCGGCAUUGCAGAAAAUAUUGGAUGAAAUUGCAGCCGACUAUCAGACGCUGAAGGAUGAGAGCAGCAAACGUGGCAAGUCCUUGGAUGAUCUGUUGCAGGGACGUAAAGCCUUCGAGGAUUCAAUGAAGAAUAUGGGCGAUUGGUUGAAUGAAAUGGAAACCGCCACCGAAGGUGAAUUACGUACCACAAGUCUUCCUGUCCUCGAGGAACAGCUGGCGCAUUACAAGAAACUCUUGCAGAAUGCUGAUAAUAUGGGAGGACUUAUCAACGAUGUGUCCGAACAGGGCAAGAGCAUCUUGCCCACCUUAAGCAAUGCUGACAAACUGAAACUCAACGAUGAUAUUAAGAACAUGAAGGAUCGUUAUGGACGCAUCAAGCAAACGAUUAAUGAUCGUGCCAAUACAUUGGGGGAUCACAUCAAGAAAUACAAGGAUGCCAAGAAUCGUUUGGCCGAUUGCAGUCAAUUCCUUGGCACAAUCCAACAACGUUUGCGUGAACUAAACCGUCCCAUUGGCUCUAGGAUUGAGGAUGUGCAAGAUCUGUUGGGAUCCUAUGAGGCCAUACUGAAGGAACUCAAGGAUAGCAAGAAUAAAAUGGGUGACAUGCAAAUGGAUGAUCUGCCCGAGUUGCAGAGCAUUUUGACUCAACAGGAUGACAUGAUCAAGAUGAUUGAGGAUCAAUUGGCACAUCUCCGACAGCUGCUGCUUCUGCGUGAACAAUUCAUUGCUUUAAUCAAUGAAAUAAUUACCUUUAUAAUGAAGUACACCGAUGUUAUCAUCGACAUUGAGAACUCACCGGAUAGCCUGGAGGAUAAGAUUAACAAAUACGACAAUGUCAUUGUAAAGAUUCAAGAAUGCGAGGGUCUUUUGGCUUCAGCAAAUGAUAAAGGACAAAAGAUUGCCUCUGAGGGAAAUGCCGCCGAUAAGAAUAGCAUCACUGAGCAAUUGCAAUCCCUGAAGAAUCAAUUACAGAAUCUUCGCAAGGCUGUUGAAUCGCAACGUCAGAAGCAUCAAUUGCAGCUUGAAUCCCACAAGAAAAUGGCAGCCGAUUUGAGUGACAUUCUCGAUUGGUUGCACAACAACGAGGGAGCUGCCAAAUCACGUCCUUUGCUGGAUCGCGAUCCCGAGUCUGUGGAGCGUGAGCUGCAGAAACAUCAUGCUCUCAGCCAGGACAUUGAUGCCCAUUUGCAAAAGUUCAACAAAAUCAACGAUGGCGUCAAAACAGAAAUUGGUAUGCCAAGUUCAUUGCUGGAAAUGCUUUCCGAAGGUCGUUCCCUGGUUGCCUCACUGCCCCACGAAUUGGAGGAGCGCGAAAAGUACUUGAAAAACAAUCGGGAUUCACGUUUGGAGUACAUGCAACUCGUGGCCAAGUUCAAUGAUUGGGUGCACGAGGCUGAACUUCGUUUGCAGAAUAGCCAACAUGGCAUUGACUACGAACAUCUUGUGCACGAUCUUGAUGAGCACAAGAUCUUCUUUAGCAACGAGGCACCCAUCAGAAAUUUGGUUCACAAACAAAUUCAGGAUGCAUCCGACAAGAUUUGGUCCUCAUUAAACAACUACGAACAGUCUGAGCUGUCAGCCGAGUUGGCCCACUUCCAAACGAAAUUGGCCAACACUUUGGCCAAUGCUAAGACCCAACAAAGUGAGCUUGAGAAGGAAGCGGAACGUUGGCGUGAAUAUCAACAGUCCAUUGAUCGCGUCAAGGCCACAAUUGAACGUACCAAAUUUAGCGAUGAGCCUGUACAGAAUUUGGCCGGUCUGCACUUUAAUAUUCAGAAGCUGUCGCAUGCCAUUGGAAAUGUUCAGAGCCAAAACAGUGACCUUGCGCUAGUCAAUCAGCAGGCGCAAUCUCUGAUCCGCCAAGCCGACGCCCGCAAUCGACAGUUGAUUGAACAGGAUAACGCUAAUCUAAAUCGCAGCUGGCAGGAUCUAGUGCGCAGUCUGGAACAGAGACGUGACAAUUUGCAACAGUUGGCCGAACAUUGGGAUACAUUUGAGAAUAGCUUGCACGGCUGGGAGAAGGCAUUAGGACGUUUGGAAGAUAAGUUCCGCAAUGUCGACCCAACUGUAAGGUCCCGACGUCAUUUGGAAGAUACAAAGAAUGCCAUUCAGGAACUGCGUGAGGAAUCUAAUGAACUUAAAUCAUCACAUAAAGAAAUCGAGGCGCUCUCAAAAUCCAUCCUCACAUUCCUUGGGGAAGUACACAAACCCUCGGCGGAGGCCAUACAGGCCAAAGUGGAUAAGUUAGUUGAACAACAAUCAAAAUUGAACGAUACGUUACGCGAUAAGGACCAACAGGUUAGCAAGGAUCUCGAGGAGAUCGAGCAAGUGUUCCGCCGCAUCUCGCAGCUGCAGGAUAAGUUGAACGCAUUGCACGAUCAACUGCAAUCCGUACACGUCUACGACGAGCAUAUUGUCCAAACGGAACAAGCCCUAAUCACUCUUAAUAGCCAGGUGAAACAGGCCGCUGAGGAAAGUCGUGCGCUUAUAGCGCAAACGGAAGCGCAUUAUCAAACCAAACAGAACUUGUUGCCCAGUGAUAUUGGCCAAGAGUUUACCGCCCUCGAAUUGUUAGCGGAACGCGUCCAAGUGACCAUGGAGACCAAAGAGAAGGAUUUCAAACGUGCGAAGACCGUUCGCACCGAAUAUCUGGCCGGUGUCGAUGAGAUUCAACGUUGGCUCAUGCAGGCUGAGGUUCAGGUGCAGGAACGCACCUUGGAACCGACACAGAUGAAGGAGCUGCUGCAGCGUAUUAAUCAUGAGAUUGGCACCAUCUAUGAACGCUUCACCCUGGUCAAGACCAAUGGCCAGCUGAUCAUUGAAAAUAGUCGCAACAGCGAGGAGAAGACGCUGGUGCAGACAACAAUUGAUCAGUUGGCCGCUCAAUUGGCCCAGGUACGAGGCUGGUUGGAUGAAAAGAAACAGGCUGUGGGCGAUAGUUUGGAUGCCUGGACACGGUUCAUGAAUCUGUAUCAGAUUGUCAUGUCCUGGGUGGCCGAUAAGCGUACGUUCAUUGAUCAAACCAUUGAACUGCGCACUCUGCCUGAGGCAAGAAACAAGUUGAAUGAUUAUGCGGCGGCUGUUAAGAGUAUUAAACCGAUUGUGAAGCAUUUGAGCGAAAUGGACAAGGAACUGGAGCACAUUGGUCAAGUGACAACUGUGGGCGAUCUCAAGGACAAACUGCAGCAAGCCGAGGAUGCGAAGAUAGCCGUGGAAGCGGUGCUGCUGGAGAGGAACUCGCUGCUGCAGGAGGCCUGCGAAGAGUGGGAUCAAUGUGAACGCAAGAUCAAGGAUAUACGACAAUGGCAUGAGAAAACCAAACAAACAUUGGAAUCCUCGCCACAGCUUAAGAAACCACUGCGCGAUCAGCUGGGCUACUGUGAAAAGACUCUGGCCGAUAUUAACGUGCAAAAAACCAAACUAAGAUUAUCUAUUGAAAAACUGGAGGUACAUUUCCGCAAUGGCAUGGGUGGUGAUCCACGCCUCAGCGAGAAUGUUGAUGAUUUGGUGCGACUGCUCGAUGGACUUGGCGAUGUGGUUAAAGCCAAAUCGCAGAGUCUCGAGCAAACGUUGUCCCAAAUCGAUGUGUAUCAACAACAAAUGCAAACGCUACGCCAACGUAUCAUUCAGGAGGAGCAGCAGUUGCGCCUCGUCAUGGCGCCCACGUACUUGCCACACGAUCGUGAGCGCGCAUUAGCCGAGCAACAGGCAAUGCGACAAUCAAUCGAUGGCAUGCAGCAAACGUAUGACGCAACCGCCGCCCAAUCCUAUGCUCUGGAUCCACAUUCAGUGGUAACCACUUCAUCAACUGUCUCGUUGCUUAUGAAGCCAAUGGCAGUAGGUCUAACCUAUGCUGAAGUGUUAUCAGGACAAGCAAGUCCGGUAAGCGGUAAUGAAUUGGCGACGUUACCAAGACAAGAAAAACGCGACACGACCACGACAAUAACGACAAGGCAACAACAACAACAUGAACAACAACAGCAAACGAACUUAAACCAACAGCAAACAAUUAUUACAACGACAACAACCACAAUGACGACAACAACACGCACACUUGAGGAUCAAUCAGAAGCAUCUGAAUCUAGCUCUCAUUUACCAUCUGUGGUUUAUGAACGGAGACAGCAACAACACCAGCCGCAACACCACCAGCAACAACCUUCCAGCAGCAACAUCGCUACCUCUGACUAUGAAGAAACAAGCGAUCCCAUUGUCAGCAGCACACAAAUUGUAACAACAACCACUCUGAUAGAUCAACAAGUUCCUAGCAAUCCCAACACUCAGUUUAUUGAAAAUGAGCGACAUUUGCAGCAACGCUUAAAUACGGGUAAGAAAUUGCAGCCACCACGUGCCGAGCGUCGUGGACGUUCUCCAAGACGCAGACGUGAACCUCACGUGGAAGCCACACAAGUAGAGCAACAACAACAACCGCAACAGCUCAUACAACAACAACAUCACCAACUCUUUGUGCCCCAAGGGGAUCGUGCACGUUCGCGUAGUCCCAUGUGGGUGCCAGGCUCAACCUCCUAUGCGGAGGUGUUACGUGGUCUUGAAUUGGAACGCAUGCAGGCCGAAGAGCUGGCCAGGCAGGCGACACAGCCUCAUGUGGAUUUGACCAUUCAAGAUGUUAUCGAUGCCAGCUAUGUGCCACAAGUUGAACCACAGCACCCAGAGCGGCAGCAAGAGUUGCAGCAGUUUGUAAGCCAAUCCGAACCCGAGUUGACUUAUGUACAGCAACAACAUUCACAACUGGAGCAGAAGCAACAACUGUCCAGUUAUGAAGUGCCCAUGACUGCGGAGGAGAUUACAGCAACUUAUUUGCAGCCCGAUCCUCAGCUUUAUCAGACCAUGUAUGAGAAUGUGGCCGAUAGUGGACAGUGGGGAUAUGUCACCACCGAAACAGGCAGCGAGGCACAACAGCAACAACAGCAGCAGCAGAAUUAUUACGAUCAAAUUAUGCAGAUGCAAUAUCCUAUACAAUACCAACCGGUUGCGGUACCUCCAACCAAUCCCCAAUAUCAGCUUCUGACUGGUUAUUAUCAACCUGUUGCCCAGACGGAACCUUAUCCCACAGUUUACACCACGGAGUCGCAGCAAAUCUAUUACACACAACAAACAGCCCCGGAGUAUACGGAGGAGUAUCAACAACUGCAGACGGAACUCAAUCCAGAAGUGCCUGCUUAUCAGCCGGAAAUUGUAGAACAAUCCUAUCUCCUAGAGCCUUAUCGCACGGAAGUCAAUUUAUCUGGUGCGUCAACAACAGGUAAUAGCGUACUCGAUCGUGUGGUAACCACACUAGCAUCCAUGGUGCAACAAAGUGCGGAACCUUUGACAACGAGCACACAACAAAUUCAACCAGCAGUUGUAACGCAACAACAGGAAAUAGAGCAAGUACUUCCACAACAACAACAGCCACAACAGCAGGUUUAUAUUGAGGAGACUGUGCAGAUGCUACGUCCUGUCGAACCGCAAGAGUUUGAAAUGAAUGAACCACGUCCGGAUAUCACAUUCGGACAAUUUGAUGUAGAUGCAAUUGAGACUAUUCCAGUGGAUGUACCUCAACGACUAUCUCAGCCACAACCUCAACCACAAUCCCAAACGACAGUGACUACAACGAGAUCUGUGGAGGAAACAAUUCUUUCUCAACAGAUACAGCCAACUGUGAUAGCACCAAAGACUCAAGAGAUUGUUUUAGCCCAAGACACUGUCAUUGUGCGUCCUCAGGUGCAACAGCCCAACCAGCAACAACAACAAUUAAGCCAAGAUUCAAGUACUGGUAGCACGUAUGCCGAAGUUCUAUUUGGUCAACAACAUAGAGCACAAUAUCCAGUUUUCCAGCCAUCCAGUCAACAACAGAUACCAGUACGUUUAGUUGCCCCAAUGCCGCAAAUUCGCAACGUUGAACAUGUAACAACCACAAAACAUACAACAAUUAAGAAUCAACACGCUAAACGGCCUGAGAAGCCCAUUGAGAUUACCAAGCCUAAAAGACAACGACAUGAGCAACAACAACCCGAGCCUUUGCCAAUUAAGGUGAGCACCAGAAAAGACUUGAAAACAAGCAGAAAACACAAAUCUCCUGAGUCAAAUGGUUCUCAUGUAGAGAAAUCAACGAUUAUGGAGGAUGCACCUACUGAAAUCGUCUUGGUUGAGGAGCCAACGCACAAGCAACCGGAACCUAAAAGUCGUAAAUCAAAGAAAACAAAGAAGACAACGGAACAUUUGGUUGAAUCCACAACUGAGCCCGUUUCAAAGAUUUGUAUGGAGAAUAUAGUCGAGCCGGAGAAACAGAAGAUGCAAUCUGUCAACGUUGUGGAAACGACAACAAACAUCACUAAAACCACAUCUACACCAGCUGUUGAAAUCGUUAAACAGACAGAAAUUAUCACUGUGCCAGAGGUACCUGUAGAUGCACCUGGAAAAAAUGAUAGAAAGAAGCAUUCAAGUCCUCUGCAAAUUCUAGCUGUCAAGAAGGAACCGAUUGAGUCUAUUGUGGAGGACAUUAAACAAACAACUGUAGAUCAAGUCUCAACGAUAUCGAAAAAGGAGAAGAAGAAGUCCAAGACUGUGGUUGAAACAACGACAACCACUAAGAAAAUAGUUCAACCAGUUGUGGAGGGCAUUAAACAGAUGGAAAGUGUAUCAGUAGUUGAACCAAUUGCUGAACCAGCUCCGAUUACCGCUCUAACUAAGAAGGAUAGAAAGAAGACAACUGUUGUGGAAACCACGACUACUACUAAGGACCCUGCCGAAGCUCCCUUAGAGGUUGUUAAACAAGUCGAGAUUGUACGUAUUAUGGAACCUGUUGUGGAAACGACGAAGCCAGCUAUCGAAGUCGCCAAAGAAAAGGAAAUUAAGAAACCAGUUUCUAAUGGCAAAGCUCCAUCAAAGAAGGAUAAAAAGAAUACAAAAACUGUUGUAGAAACAACGACUGUAGAAGAACCAACGGCUGCGGCAACCACGACUAUUACAAAAGGCAUAGUGACGGCCCCCGUUGAGAUCAUUAAACCUAUUAAAGAAACUGUUGUAGAAACGAAAACUAACGAAGUCUUAAUAAAGCAAGAAACUAAUGAGACUUCGAAACCAGAAAUUAAUCCAGUUUCUAAUAACAAGGCUCCAUCAAAGAAGGAUAAGAAACAUGCGAAGGCUACGGAGAUAGUAAAUCAAGACACAGAAAUAGCACCAGUUAUGGAAGUGCCAAAAGAAGUUGAAAUUAUUCAGCAAAUUUCGUCUACAAAGUUAAUUGUAAGUGAGCCUGUGCAGGAGAUAGCAAUUACUACAGAGUCAACAGAUUCAGUUCCUGAGGUGUCGGCAAGUAUUGUAGACUCCACUCUAGUAACUGAGCCAACAUCAACGAUUAUGACAACAACCGAAGUUAAAGAAACCUUUGUCGAAAGCGAACCUACAGUUACCACAUCGACUAAUACGAUUUCCACAGAAAGCGGCACUACAACAAUUACGACCAGAACUAUAACCAAACACAUUACCAAGCGCAUUGUCAAGCGUAUUAUCGAUGGCAAAGAGGAGAUUGUUGAGGAAGACGUCGUCGAUGAUUUGCCAGAGGAAAAUAUUUCCGUGGAACAAUUUGAUUUGCCUGCAAUUGAAACGACAACUCUAACUAUGCCCGGUAGCGCGAACGUUUCUGGACUUACUUCAAAUCAGGAUACAACUGUUGUUCAAGGUGGAUCCAUUACGAAGACAACUAUAACCAAGACGAAACGUAUUCUUAAACGCAUUACCGCCGAUGGUGAAGAAGUCGUUGAAGAGGUCUUUGAGGACGAACCAGAGGUUGAAAGAGACAUUACUCUACUUCCAACUACAGUUGUUACUUCGACGGCAACUCAAGAGCAACCGAUUGUAACUCAUGAAGAGAUUCGGGAUGCUGCUCAAAGUGCCAUUGCGGAAAUCGUAGUCAAGGCCGAGAAGAUAAUUGAACCGGAGCCACAGAAACCAUCACCUAAGGACAAAAAGAAACUAGAAGUCAGUUCUAUUGUGAAGGAUACUGUUGAUUUUAUCGCUGCUGAAGCUGAGCAGAAUCCACAAAAGGAAAGCCGAAAGGAUAAGAAGAUAAAGCAGAAAAAAUCGAAAAGUGAAGAAGUCGAAACAAUCAUACAAAAAUCAGAAAAUCCUAUUAUGCAAAACGUGGCUGAAAUAACAGAGCCACAAUUACCAUUAGAAACCACAGAGCCCCUGAAUACAACAAGUGCAAUUUCAAUUGAUGAUAAUCAACCUCAAUCAACUGAAUCAUCUGUUAUUAGCGAUGAUGGCAGCCUAAUUAAGACAACCGUUAUACGAACAACAAAGAUCGUGAAAAAGAUCAACCAACACGAAGGUCAAGAUAUGCCAACAUCAACACAUUCGGAUGUACCUUCAAUGGAUUCCUUUGAGCUCGCCGAAGAAGCUGCAGAGCAACCCAAAGUGGAGAAAUCCGAAAUGAACAGUCGUGAGAUAAGCGAUGAAGGUGUAGUUAAGACAACUAAAACAACAACUAUUCGUACGAUCAAGAAUGCCAAAGCUGAAGAUAAAGAAGUUCUCAUUGAACCUAUAAGCAUAGUUGAAGGCACACCCGAACCGAAACCCACUGAAGAUACUUUCCAAUCUGAAGACGGCUCUGUUCUGAAGACAACAACAGUGCGCACAACCAGAAUUGUCAAGAAAAUCUCCCAAGAUAGUGAGAAUGUCAGCGAAACUAGCAUCACAUCUGAGCCCAUAGUUGAGAGCAUCAUUCAAGAUGCACCGGUUGUUGCUGAAUCAGUUACCACCGAAUCGAACAGUGAGGGUAUUACCAAAACUAUAACCACACGCACCACAAAGGCUGUUAAUAAGUCAUCUGGACAAAUUGUUUUUGAACCGGAGCAGACUGUUGAGGAACUAUUGUUCACACCCAUAAGUACUACAGAAGCUACCAAUAUAAAGACAACUACGUUCGAUUUAUUAGCUUCUGAACAGCAAAAUGUCGUGCCAGUACCCGAUAAGAAGUCUAAGAGGUCUAAGAAACAACCCAAACAAAAGAAAGCUCCAGUUACAGAGACGGCUAAGGAUGUUCCAGUAGUAGAGGAACCUAAGGAAAUUCAGGACCAAACCAAACCCAAAGAAGUUGUUGCUGCUCUACUUGUAGAGGUACAAGAGACAGAGGUUGCUCCAUUUGUAGAGGAACCAAAGCAAGAGUUCAUAGUAACUGACCCCCUCUAUGAAAAUGCUAGUAACGAUGUUGUUAAAACAACAAUUGUGAGAACAACGAAGAUUGUUAAGAAGGUCUCGCAAAAUGUUGACAAUCAGACCGUGAGUGAAACUGUUGCAACUCCGGAUUUGGACAACCAGACCCUUGACAAACCAGUUGCUGUUGUUGAGGAACCAAUAAGUGAAGAAGCUGGUGGUGUAACCAAAACAACAACUGUGCGUACUACGAAAAUUGUGAAGAAGCUGAACGAAGAUGGCGAGACAACAACAGAGGAGAGCAGUACACUUAGCGAGCCGAUCACCGUUAGGGAAGGCUCUCCAACAAUUUCGGAAGUACCGAGUGAAUCUUCAACCACGUCUAGUCAAACAGAUGGUGCCAUUAUCAAGACAACCACAAUUCGCACAAUGCGAAUUACAAAGCGUAUUACAAAUGACGGACGCAUAGUUCUUACUGAAAGUGACACACCCAGUGAUGUUGUUGUUACAUCCAGUAUUGAAAUGCCCGACCAAAGACCUAUUAGCCCAGUUUUGACUUCAAGUACAACUCCUCUAGUUGUCACUUCAAAAAGCGAACAUAAAUUAGAAAAUGUUGGUGUCAAUAUUGAGCUGAAUCUUAGGGACACUACGAGCAAGUCGGGUGUUAAGGUCAUUGGCAUUGAAACAACUGAACUACCGACUGUAUACUCCGAGAAAACAACGUCUAAUGGGGUUGUAAACGAAACUGAUACCAUUGCCACUACUACAACAACUACCAAAAAUACGAUACUUACAACGACACAACGACGUAGCUUCGAAACCGAAGAUGGCACAAAUGUUCUUUUCGUGGGAGAAGGCAUUGACGGAGCCUAUCCACCAGGUACAGUUCAAAAGAUUUCUCUCAUUACUCAUGAAGAGAAGUUGAAGACUCCAAUCGUGAAAAUGCAUCUAGAUUUUCCGGAGGUUAGUCUACGUGUGACUGAGACUUUGACAGAAAAUUUAGAGUCCCUGCAGAGAACUGCCGAAUUAAGUGAAACAUCCCUAAUUGAGGUUGUUAAGUCGGCUAAGACAAAUACCAUAGAGUCAGUUGAUCCCAACACUUCUGUUACUAGUGUAGAAUCCACUUUAAAACAAGCACAGGAAGAUCAAGCGGCUAAGACCGUGUCGAUAGAACAAGUUGACAAGCCAAUUGUAGCGGAAAAGAAGGAUAGUGAACCCCCAAUAGACUUGAGUUCAGAAGAGCAAAAGCUUUUCGAAGACAUUCAAAAGAAACUUUCUAAGAAAGAUAAGAAAAAGCGGCCCGCAAUACCCGAAGAAUUUAUAAAGCAAGAAACAAUUCAGGUCCUUUCAGAAGAAAGUAAAGGUAAUGAAACAAUUGGUAUACAUCCUGUAGAUGAAAAACAAAUUCUAAUCGAUAUUACCUCAUCCAUUGAAAAACCAGUGCAAUUAGUUCAAAAUCUUUCACAAGACGUGCAAUUGAUUUCCAAAGCAAAUACAGUCGAGCAUGCCAAUGCUGAUAUAUUUUAUCAUGAAAAACUGCAAGAAUCGACAGAAAUUCCUUCUUCUGAAACUCCAAAAGAAACGCAAUUAGAAAUUCCAUGUGAUAUUCAGUUAAUCCCAGAUCCUACUAACACCGCUAAUCAAGUUGUUCCUGCAAAACCAAGCGCAUUAAUUGCUGAAGCAUUUGUGGUUAACACGGUAAGCACUUUAAAUACUACUAAUAUUAUUCAAAAUAUUAUCCCAUACGAAAAAAUUUAUGAAAUUCCCAAACACAAUUUAUCUGAAUUUAAUAUUGCCGAGGGUAAUUAUCACAUAAUAAAUUCUAAAACAAAGUAUGUAGAAACUCCUUCCCAUGAACCACAACAAACUGUUGAAGAGGUUACACCGAUUGUAAGUUUGGUUGACUCUAUCAUUACAAAGACUUCUGUGGAAGCGUCGAACGUAGAAAUUGUAAAAAAGGUUCCUACUAAAAUUGACAAGAUAUAUGAAAUUCCAAAAUAUGAUUUACCUUCAUUUAACACAGCUGAGGGUAUUUAUCACAUAAUCAAUUCUAAAUCAACUGAAAGUAGUCCUGCACCUAUCGAAAAAACAAAACAAAUUGUCGAAAAACAAGUUGCGGUUGAGAGUUCUGUGGAUUCUUCAGUAAAUAGUCCUUCGGUGGAAACUAUAGCACCAACUAAGAUUGCAACUGAAACCCCUUACUCUACUGAAAGCGAAAUAAUUGAUACCACAACAAUUGUCAAUAAAAUCAUCUUAACAACUGUGGAUAGCUCGAGUCAGUGUCAGAAUAUUAAGGAAGAUAAGUCACCUGUCUAUAUAUUCGAGGUUCCGAAAUACAAUAUCAAAGAGCAAGAAUAUGCUGAAGAUUUGUACAGACAAUAUCUUUCCAAAUCUGAGGAACCUAAGCAAAGUGAUCCGGAGCCUAUCGUAGAAGAAACUAUAACGCCAAUAACACUAAUCGAAGCUUCUGUUGAGGAAGAAGUUUUGCCAGCCCAAUCUGAAACAGUCGUUGCAAUAACAAAUUCCGCAAAUGAGUCAAUCAGUACAAUUAUCACCUCGACAACUACUACUGUGACUAAGGCCGUCAGUGAGCCCAAAAAACCAGCAUAUGCUGGUUUGCCCGUAGAUGAGUCUAGCAGCUCCUGGAUGGAUGUUCUGGAUGAGCCCAUGGUCUUCUCGGAUGAGGAAGAAGAAGAAGUUGUCCCCGAAAAAGUUAGCAAGUCAGUCGCCGAGAAAGAGAUCGUCAAACCUGUCGAGCCUGAAACAUUCUCCGAAUCUUCAAUUGCUGAAGACACCCAGAUUACUGUGACUGUCACGACAACAACAACAACUGUGACUGAAACUGUCAAAAAAGAUGAAGUUCCAAAGGAAGCAGAAACCAAACAGGAAUCCAAAGUGCCGAAACAUAUUAUCCAACCCCAGGAACCUGAAGACACUAAGAGUGCAACAACUGUUCUCACUUCAAUUACGGUGUCUGAAACUAUUGACGAUUUUGUACUUCCAAAGCGAAACAAGGAACAAGAAAUGCGAACUAACGUGUGGGAACUGAAUUCGUCGUAUGCAGAUGUACUGAAGCACACGAUGAACUUCAUAGAUGGUGAAAAGAAAAACGUUGAGAAAAUUAUGGAAAUCAGCGAAACUCAGCUCAUUCCACAUAUUCAAACAAUGGAAGUUGUUGAGACUGCUUCUAAAAAAUCCAAAACAAAGAAAGACAAAAUGCGGAAACGGGCUGACUAUGAAAAUGAAGCUAAGACUGAAGAAGAAAUAAUAGUAAAACCGAACAAAAAGGAAGUUUCAACGGUUAUCGAAGAAAAUACUACUAUUGUUGACUUAGUUCAAGGUCAAAAAUGGUCGGAAAUGGUUGACGAUGAGAGUCAAAGAUAUGUUGUUCAACCACAACCAGGACGUCCGACUUCAUGGUCAUCAAUAGUUCGACAAGGAGGUGAAGAACCAUUUACAAAGAUUACUCAGCGAGACACAGUAGAGCUUGAGGCUGACUACCCAACUACUGUCGUUUCCUCUACUCAUGACAUUCAGGACUUCAUUCACAAGGAGCAGAGUUUCUCAACCAUUGUGAACGAAAAAUCCAAGAAGCAAAACGGCAAGAAGGAAAAGAAAUUGCAGAAUGUUGUUGAGGAGCCCAAACAUAAGCAAAAGUCUAAGAAGCAAAAGGAACUUCCACAGAUCACACACGAGCCAGAAACAGUUGUGGAACAACCGAUAGCUCUGAUCGAGCGGCAAGUUCCGAAAAUUGUCAAUACGCUGUCCUCAACUCAAUCGUGGUCCUCAAUUGUUUCGCAGACAAUUGACAAUUCAGCUGCUAACACCAUGCCCUCCACACAGGACUUCAUUCGCGAAGAACAGAACUUCUCAACCCUUGUAAACGAUAAAUCCAAGAAGCAAAAACCAAAGAAGGACAAGAAAUUGCAGCAGAAAGCAGAACCAGUUGUUGAUGAAUCAAAUGUUGUUAAAGCGCCAAACGUUGUGAUUGAAGUAAACGUUUCGGAAAUUGACGAUACACAAUCUUCAAUUCAAUCGUGGUCGUCAAUUGUAUCUCAAACAACUACAAUUGAAGCUGUUACCGAGAAGACACCUUUAGCUCCAUUCAAACCAAUUGAGGAGCCCAUUCCUAUUACCACAUUUGAAACUGAGGAGAUAUUGUCGAUUGUUGAACCAAUUGUUGGGAAACCUACUUUUGUUGAGGAGCCGAAAGAAGUAAUUGAACCUAAGAAAAAGUCUAAGAAGGAGAAGAAACUGCCUAAGGUUCAACAGGAACCAGAAAUAAUUGUGACAGAGGCGAUUGACGUCGAACAGCCCAAGGAUGUGAUUGACUCGAAGGUUUUGGAUAUUGAAGAUACACAAUCUUCAACUCAAUCGUGGUCUUCAAUUGUAUCUCAAACAACUACAAUUGAAACUGCUACCGAGAAGACACCUUUAGCUCCAUUCAAACCAAUUGAGGAGCCCAUUCCUAUUACCACAAUUGAAACUCAGGAGAUAUUGUCGAUUGUUGAACCAAUUGUUGGGAAACCCACUUUUGUUGAGGAGCCGAAAGAAGUAAUUGAACUUAAGAAAAAGUCCAAGAAGGAGAAGAAACAGCUUAAGGCUCAACAGGAACCGGAACAAAUUGUGGAAGAGGCGAUUUUCGUCGAGUUGCCAAAGGAUGUGAUUGGAUCGAAGGACUUGGAAGUGGAUGAUACACAAUCUUCAACUCAAUCGUGUUCUUCAAUUGUAUCUCAAACAACUAAAAUUGAAACUGUUACCGAGAAGACACCUUUAGCUCCAUUCAAACCAACUGAGGAGCCCAUUCCUAUUGCUACAAUUGAAACUGAGGAGAGGCCCACUGUUGUUGAGGAGCUGAAAGAAGUUCUUGAACCUAAGAAAAUAUCCAAGAAGGAGAAGAAAUUGGCUAAGGUUCAACAGAAACCAGAAACAGUUGUGGAAGAGACGAUUGGCGUCGAAGAGCCAAAGCAAGUGAUUGAAUCAAAGGGUCCAGAAGUUGACGACUCACAAUCUUCAACUCAAUCGUGGUCGUCAAUUGUAUCCCAAACAACUAUAACUGAAACUGUUACCGAGAAGACACCUUUAGCUCCAUUCAAACCAAUUGAGGAGCCCAUUCCUAUUACCACAAUUGAAACUGAGGAGAUAUUGUCGAUUGUUGAACCAGUUGUUGAGAAAUCCACUGUUGCUGAUGAGCCGAAAGAAGUGAUUGAACCUAAGAAAAAGUCCAAGAAGGAGAGGAAACUGCCUAAGGCUCAACAGCAACCAGAACCAGUUGUAAAAGAGCCGAUCGUCGUCGAACAGCCCAAGGAUGUGAUUGAAUCAAAGGUUUCGGAAAUUGACAAUUCACAAUCCUUUACUCAGUCGUGGUCGUCAAUUGUAUCUCAAACAACUACAAUUGAAACUGUUACCGAGAAGACACCUUUAGCUCCAUUUAAACCAAUUGAGGAGCCCAUUCCUAUUACCACAAUUGUAACUGAGGAGAUAUUGUCGAUUGUUGAACCAGUUGUUGAGAAACCCACUGUUGCUGAGGAGCCGAAAGAAGUGAUUGAACCUAAGAAAAAGUCCAAGAAGGAGAGGAAACAGCCUAAGGUUCAACAGCAACCCGAACCAGUUGUGAAAGAGCCGAUUGUCGUCGAACAGCCCAAGGAUGUGAUUGAAUCAAAGGUUUCGGAAAUUGUCGAUACACAAUCUUCAACUCAAUCGUGGUCUUCAAUUGUAUCUCAAACAACUACAAUUGAAACUGUUACCGAGAAGACACCUUUAGCUCCAUUUAAACCAAUUGAGGAGCCCGUUCCUAUUACCACAAUUGUAACUGAGGAGAUAUUGUCGAUUGUUGAACCAGUUGCUGAGGAACCCACUGUUGCUGAGGAGCCAAAAGUAGUGAUUGAACCUAAGAAAAAGUCCAAGAAGGAGAGGAAACUGCCUAAGGUUCAACAGCAACCAGAACCAGUUGUAAAAGAGCCGAUUGUCGUCGAACAGCCCAAGGAUGUGAUUGAAUCAAAGGUUUCGGAAAUUGUCGAUACACAAUCUUCAACUCAAUCGUGGUCUUCGAUUGUAUCUCAAACAACUACAAUUGAAACUGCUACCGAGAAGACACCUUUAGCUCCGUUCAAACCAACUGAAGAACCAAAUAAGCCCAUCGAGACUGUAACAGCAAUUAUUUUGCAAACAACAUCUGCACCAGAACCAACAAUUGAAGAAACAGUUUCUGUAAUACCAAUUGAAACUGUUGCUGAGUCAACACCAUUAAAUUUAUUCAAAACUGAUGAAAUCAAUAUCCCUGCCUAUGAUUCGCAAAGUACAGCCGAAGCUGAUGCAUUUAUAUGCGAAACAUCAUACUGGUCUGCUACAUUGAAACCCGGUCAGAAAUCGAUCACGGAUACUGUUGAAAUGGAAGAGACCGAUCAAGUGGAUACAAAAGAGGAUUCUCCAAUUACUAUUGAUAUACCACUAGAUAAUAACCUUCCAGAAGUUGCAGUACAAUCGCCAACCGAUCAACCAACAACGUGGUCAGCAAUUGUUCAAACUGAAACUAAAGUAUUCCCCCCUGCAGUCCCUAAUGAUAAAGAUGAGAAUGAAUCUGACUUACCAGCAUGGUCCUCAGUUAUUGUAAGCAAAACAACAAAUUUCCAAGAACCUAAGCACCAGAUUGAUCUUGAAGAUGAACAAUCAUCAAAGACAACAACCUAUGUAACAACAACCGUGACAACACACAAAGAUGUACAAACUAAAGAGGCUGUUAAGAAUAUCAUUGAUGAACAACCAACAUCUUAUGUCUCUACUGUAGUGACAUCUCAUUCAAACGAACUGACAAUUCACCCUGAAAUCACGGAAAUUGAAAGCGAAACCGUAGAAACAGACUCUUCAAAUAAACUGGAAUCUCUGGUGAGAAAUCUACAAUUUGAAACGACUCAUCUACGUCCCAGAUAUGAAUUGAUUGAAACACAGUAUCAAUUAUUGAAGGCAAAUGUACCAAAGGUAAUCGAACAACCAAUCCUUGAAUCGCCAAAUGAUGAGACACUAAUGGAUGAUUAUGUGAUAAUUGAACCCGAAGCUCUGCCAGAGCUUAACUCUGAGAUUCUUGCAUACAAUUUACAUCUUGAUAGGCAUACAUUAUUGCGUUCCAUAGCAGAGAAUGCUAUUGAUGAAGGUAUUAAUCAGUUGCAUUUAAUCAAAAAGUCCGUUGAACCCAAAUUAGAAACAAUAACUAUAGUUGAAGAAGUUAAACCUGUCGAAAAGCCAGAAAUGAAUUUAGAGGGAAUUGUAGCAAAGAUUGAACAGGUAACAGUAGAGGAACCCAAUUCAGUAAGCGAAGGGAGAACAAUACUCGUUGAGAAGUCUGAACCGACAACCUCGAUAACACUUGUAGAGCAGGUAUGCUUGCCCCAAACAUUGACAAUAGAGCCCAGAAGGCCAAGUGAACUACUGUGGCAUCUCAGUCAAGACAACUUCUUGAAAUCAAUUAAUCAUCAUAGACAAACGGCAGAUAACGCUUAUGCCCUAUACAAAACUAUAACGACGACAGACUUAUCUAAGACGGAUACGGAUAGGAAAACUCAGGAAACCCAAGACGAUAAGCAAAAGACUGACAUCAUUACGGAAACUGUAGUGAAAACGACUACGAUUACAGAAUCAAGUAAAUUGAUAGCUGAUAACGUUGUAGAUAAGACUGAACUAGAAGCAUCGUCAAUUGUAAACAUUCCUAACGUUGAGGUGACACCAACAACAACACCAAUUAGCAACAUCGAUCAGUUGCGUCUAAAUCUGUAUAUGGAUGACUGGCAAACGUCUGGCAUCGAUGUAGAUUUAUUCGAUAACAGUAUUGAUAGACUGAAGCGUGAUGAUGAUGGUGUUGUCGAUACAAAACUUGACAAAGACAAGAAACCCGACGAUGUGAAACCAGACAAGGACAAUGACAAAGACGAUGAUGACGUUGACGAUGACGACGACGAUGAUGAUGAUGAUGAUGAUGGGGAUAAACUGACAGUGCCUGAAAUUCGUAAGCCGCAUGACGAUGAUGACAACUCAAACGACCGCGAUCCUGGUAGUGGUAGCAGUGGCAAUGCAACACCGACACCCGAAACAGAUACAACUCAGUACGAUCAGAAUCGCAGUUGUUCAUCGGAAUAUAUGUCAACCGAUUUGCCAGGUGGUGUAGGCCAUUGGAGGGACCAAAGUACUUACUUGGCUUUAGAAGCCGAACCUCAGGUUAAAGUUGAAUUGGCACCAACAGUCGAGAGUAAGGAAAUUGUAACAAAAUCGAUUGAGUUGACACCCUCAGUGUCACUUGAUCAACAGCAAAUGUCCUCCCCUGAAACAAAUCCCCCUGUUCUUUCCACAACUAACGUUGCAAAUGCACUAAUCCAAUUGGCGAGCGCCACAACUUACACUUUAAAUGCUGCUGCCAAUGCGGCAGCAACAGCAACACAAGCGACAACAUUGGCGGCCACCAGCGCCAUUUUGCCUGUGGCAACAGCCGUAAUUAAUAAGUUUGCGGCAUCAACCCCGAAACCGACACCGACAACACCACCAACAACACCAGAGGAGACAACACCAGUUCAGCAAGCGCUCACAGCAACAGUUGCUGCUGAGACGCCUGCAGCAACAAUCAGCGAAACGACAACUACAACAACGAGCAGCGACAACGACUCGGUGGCGCCACAAGCUGACAACUUGUCAAGUGUCAUAAAGCGCACAGUUGUGACAACAACAACAGUAACAACAACAACAACUACUGAAGCAGCAGCAGCAGCAGAAGAGCCAGCAACAACCAGCAACGUCACCACAACAACAACUACGACAACAACUGCUGCUGGCAAUGAUUUGCUAGAGCGACAACAGCAACGCCAGAAGGAAUUAAUAACACAAGAACUCGACGAACUGCUACAAUCGCUCUCAACCGUCGAGGAUGGCAUUGGAAAUAUGAACUACAGCAGCUUGGAGGGCAUGCUACAGGGAUUAAAGCUAAUCCAAGAAAAUCUGGAAGUACAUGAGAAGGAAGCACGCAACCUCAAGGAGCAAGCAAAGGCAUUGCCAACAGAUCCUGCCACUGAGCGUCUGCUAAACGAGACUACAGAUCGCAUUGAUCUUCUCUUGAGGCGGACACAGCAAGGCAUCACUAUGAUAGCCAACGCUAUGCAUGGCCAGAAGAAGCGUGAGCAAGAGAUUGAUGAGUAUCAGCAGCAUUUGUUGGAGUUGGAGCGCUGGAUCAACGAUGUCUCCGCCGAGUUGGCCUCGUUUGAGACCACAACGGAGAGCAGCACCGAUGAACAGAUCUUGAAAUCCCAAGUUGAGCGCAGUCAACAAUUGUUACGCACGCUGAAGGAACGUCAACAGUCUAUGGAUGAUUUGGUUGAGCAGACACGUCAGCUCCAAAGUCAACCCGAUGUGGCACCCCUCGCAGAUACCCUAAUGGAGCAACUGCAAAGCAUCAUUAUCAUAUUGCGGGAACAAAUCACUGUGGCUACCACACGCAUCUUUACCAUUGAGAAACGCAUCGUGGAAUUGCGCAAGGCAAAGAGCGAUGAUGCACAGCGUCAACGUGUGCUGGAGGAUGCCAAAAUUCAACCUCCUAUCAGCACCACUGCAGCACCAGAAUCGAUUGAAUCCAAUGAAAAUACAAUUGACUCUAGUUCCAUGCCAGAGGAAGAGAUUAAACCAACUGGCGUUUAUGUAGAGACGCAGACUUCCUUCAGCUUGCAGCAGCCAGAGAUUCCAGCCCAGGCUCAACCACAGAUAACCACAAGCAAUGUGGAGGCGCAGACAAGCUUCCAGGAAGCGUUGCCCGUAGAAACCGCUGAAGUGGCGCUGCAAACGUUGAGGGAACGUCAACCAACUGAGAAUAUAAUGGUAACGCAGACUGUGCAACGUGGACAGGAGACAAUACAGAUUGACACCAUGUUGAACAAGAAUGUUGAUGAACCACCAGAGGAUGUGGAAAUCGAGGCACGUUACCAUCAGCAACCCAGAGGAGAUGUAGAUCGUGCUACCGAGUUGAUACUGAAGAAUGUGCCACAAGCAUUUGAGACGACAUUUGUUGAACCAGACGAAACAACUACCGAGGUGGUUGUGGGACCCGAUGGCACAAAGCAUAUUUUGGUGAAGAAGAUCACAACUCGAACGCGUCAACAAAUUGUGCAACAGCAGCAAAUUAGCUCCAUUGAAACAGUCAGCGAUGCCGAUGGCAAUAUUGAGGUGACUGCAACUGGACAAAUCAAUCUGGAGAAUGUACAACACACAGAUACCAUAGCUGAUCCAAAGGAAAGCAGUUAUCGCACUGUGGUGACGCAACAAACGAGGGGAACACUGUUGGAUGGCUCUCAGCCGGAGACGGUGAUCGUCAGUGAAUUCGAAACGGAGCCGGUUGUUGAGCAAUACGAGCAACUCCUUAGUCCCGAUGUGGAUGGUAAGAUGCAACCAUUCCGUGCCACAGCUGGACAGUCGGAAGUGGAGACACAUGGCAGCAUACGCACCGUAAUGCAACAGACGACCCGUAAAGUGAUACGCAAAACCCGCAAGAUAAUCAAACAUGUUGUGAUUAUCAACGGCAAGGAACACAUAACCGAGGAGAUUGUCGAGGAGCCCGAAGAGAUUGAGAUAACCGAAGAGGAAACAUCGCCACAUGUGAAUAUCAACAUUGUGCGUACGGUGAAUGGUAAAGAGGUGAGCGAGGAGGAGUUCCAAAGGAUGAUGCAGGAGCCGGGAGUUCUCAUCGAAGAAGUUGCAACGGACCUGUCCCAAUCCGAGACAGUCGAGCCGCAGCAACAGGUAUUUGAUAUUGAGUCUAUCAACAUCAGCACCACAACAACAACUACACCACAAGAACAACAACAACAACUAGAACAACAACAACUCGAUACAGCACCAACAACAACAACAACAACAAAAAUAACAACAGCAACAACUACAACUACAACAGAAACGAUUAAAGAAGCACCUGUAGAAUUGCCAGCACCUCAAGUAGACAUUGAAGAAAUAGUAGAAGUUGCAACUACCAGUCCCGUUCAUGUUACAGCAGCGGCAGUAACAACAGCAGCAAUAACAACCACAACAAAAACAACCACAACAUCUACAGCACAACCUACACAAGUAAUCCCAACAACAGAAACUGACGCUGAGAUUGAGCCUUUGUUGGAAGAUAUCAAUGAAAUUUGGCCGUUGGAACAUCAUCUGCAACCCACAAACAUUGAUUUCUCCCAGCAUGAAACAACAACUCUCAUACGCCAAGCAGCUGGAGCAUCUCCCAGAGAUUCAUCAAUGCCUGUAGACACCAUUUGGCCAACAAGUCCUGAAACUGGCAACUCGGUAUCACUUGAAUCUUAUGAAUUUGAGCCAACAUCUCCGCGAGCUGAGACUGAACAACCAAAAACUGAGACUGUACCUUCACCAGAGCAAUCUGUAACAAAGGAAAAAACUGAAACUGAAGCUUUCCUUGAAGCUGAAAAAUCACAAGCUGAGCCUGCAAAAGAACAACAAAAAGUGGUAGAGGAACAACAUCAGACAACUCAAGUAACUGUAGAAGAAGAACCCCAACAACCUCAGACAUCUCAAGCAACUAAGCACCUGGAAAUAUCCCAAAUUGAGCCUGCAAUUGUGGACAAGAAGGUGGCUCAAACAGAUGUGCGUGUUGCCACACAACUGUUCAUCUCUGGCGAGGCAGCUGACUCGGAAUCUCCUCGCAAAACCUAUCAGAUUACCGCACCCUCCUUAGAAGCUCCAGGAGUUGGUGUACUCAAGGUGGCAAUAGGAACAACAUCCGCUGUAGCUGAACCCGACACUCAAAUGCCUGGUAAGGUCACCAUGUCCAUUGUAGAGACUGUAACGGCAAUGGAAACUCGCGACGAUGAUGCGACCACGAAGCGAAGUCGAAAGAAAAAGAAGAGAAGAGAUGCAGAGCCAGUUGAAGAGCAAACACAAAAUAAGACAGAAACAAAAGUGGAACCAGUGGCCGUUUCCGUUCCCGUUCCCGAACCAGAACCGAUUGCCGUUUCCGAUAUCGAAGCGCAAUCUGUACAUGAAACUGGCUACGAGGCAGAAGAAAAGACUGUUGCCGAUGAUAAUGAUGACUCCUCAGAUUCCAAGAAGAAGCGCCGCAAGAAGAAGAAGCAAAAGGAAAAGGCCGAGGAGGAGGAUUCACAUGCUCCAGUCUCAUCCGAUAAUUCGCCACGUGAUAACAGCGCCAGCAUUGAAUCGGAGGGUAAAGUGCGACACGAAUCGAUUGUGGAGAUCAGCGCUGAGAGUGAUUUGUCCAGCAUGGACAUUGAUACGACCGUAAAAGUAAUUGAAGAUGCGGUUAUCAGCUCUCCAUCAGAGUCACCACGCAAUCCCUUCACUGAGCUGGUUAUCCCCACUGAAGUUGUUGAACUCGCGCUAGUUGAAGACGUGGAACAGCAGACAACACCACGUGCUCCCACUCCAACAGCUGUUGAGGUAGAGCACGAGAUUAAGUCUUCGCAAACUUCACCACAGCAUCAGCCUCAACUCGAUGAGACAGCGGUGCAAACGAGCCUGGAUAUCCAUCCCGAAAAUCAGGAAAAUGAAUCGCAAACUCUCAUUGUGGAAAUUAGCGAGACUGAAGCUCAGACAACGCCACGUGGCCAAGACGAUCAGCCUGAACCCGUCGAGAUGUCCACCACUGAGAUUCAAACCGAUGUCAGUGGACAACCUCGGGAAACUGUGGAGAUUUCCAGUCAAACAACUGUGACGACCACAAUUGAAAAGGAACUGCAAACAACGCCCAAAGAAUCUCCAAGGGAAGCUGAGCCAAAGAGCGAUCAGGUGGUCCCAGCUCUUGUCACGGAUCUGGUUAAAGAUAUGACCAUUGAUUUGCCAGUUCCCACGGCAGAGCAAUCGACAUUCACCGAAGCAAUUUCGACAACUGAGACACAGGUGCAGACAAUGACACCAGAACCAGCAGAGCUGAUUGCCAACACUGUGGAACCAGUUGAAGUAAGCGAUGUUGUGGUGCAAACCACACCAAGGGACGAGCCACAGCCAGUGUCACUUGAAGAUAGCUCCCUAACCACGACUUCUAUUUCGGAACCCUACGAGUUGGAGGUGAGAACUACAGUGGCCAUACCUGCAGAUUCAGAUGCAUCCUUGGUGGAGCCUACACUCUACGAGUACACGCAGACCAUGGAGCUGCCCAAGCCGGAGAAGCCAAGCAGAAAGGGAAAGAAGAAAGCAAAGGGUAUACCCGCACCACAAACCACUUCCGAUGGGGAUCCACAAAUCAGCGUAACAGUUGAAAUUGCUCCAGAACUGCUUUCCGAGUCGGGCAUUGUGGUGUCAACCAAUCAGGGAAUUGAAGAGGUGCCUCAUUUGCCUCCAGCGGCUGAUCCCUUGGAAGUCGAUCCCUUGAAGCCUCAACGUGUCCAGCUGCAAAUCACAAAGACCACUGUCUACGAUGAGUAUCCUGAUCUUCCCGUGCACAUUGUCGAGCAGAACAAGGUGAGCAUCGCCUCGCAACAACAGAGCGGAGUAGGAAAGUCACGCACUGGACCCACUUCGUCUGUGACAAUUGAGGAAGUGGCUUCACCCACCGAGGAGCUCAUUGUGCCCAUUACCCCUGGACCCGAUGUCAAUCAAGAGCAGAUUUGGGUCAGUCCCACAAGCAGUGUGAAUGUCGAGAAGUCUCCAACUCUAAUGGAUGCUUCUCAAGCCUUGAUCGCGAGCGAAAGCUUGCAGCUUUAUCCGGGUAAGCCACAAGUUAUCUGGACAGAAACAAAGGAAGCUAUCGACAAUCGUAUUCGACACCUGAAGCAAGCGACGCCACAACAACAAACUCCACUGAGUGAUGUACUUCAUUUGGCAACGCUCUCCGAGCAGAUUAAACAGGUGCCAACGGAACAACGCUUGGAGGAGGUCAACGACGGGCUGAGAACCUUGGAUGCCGCCAUACGCAGUGGGGAUAAAACCAUUAUACACACCACUGUCAUUACGGUCAUUGAGAAGGUUUCGACUUGGCUGGAAACCAUUGAGUAUCGUGUCUAUUUGAUACGUCAAAACUCCAAUGAAGGACCCUCCGAGCAGAAAUUGAACAAUUACACCACGUUGAACGAGGAAUUGGACACCAUUAAGGAAAAUGUGGUUACCUUGGAGGAACAGCUGUCGGGAGUCGAUAAACCGACAGCUGAGGAGCUGUUGCAAUGUGUGGACACACUCAAGGAACACGUGGAUGCAGUAAGGCAAGUGACACAGCAGAAUCAAGCUCAGGAUAGCAAGGAUCUCGAUAAGUGGCAUAGCUUUGAGUUGCUCUAUCGGGAAGUUACCAUUAUGUUGGAUCAGCUACAGAUUCGCUAUGAGCAGGCUAUAAAUCAAGAGCAUCCGCUGUCGGUGAAGCUAGCGAUGCUCAAUGAGCUGGAGCAACAGUAUGUGGGAUCACAACAACAACUGGGAGAGCUUUUGCAGAGUGCACGCUUUUUCCAACGCGAUUUUCCGGGCAAGAAAAUGCCACAGGAUAUUCACAGUGUCUACGAGGCGAGCAUGAAUAUUGGCAACAACAUCGAAGCGGAGCGUGAUCGUCUGCUCCAAGUGCAAUCCCUGGCCGAGGAGUACGAGCAGACUCUUAAGGAGUUUACCAACAUUACCGUACUAGCCGACAAGAUGGUGGAGAGUCCGAUUGUGUCCAGUUCGUUGGAACUGCUGAACAACGAGGUGCAAAAGCAGCGCAAGUUCUUUGUCAAUCUCAGCCAUUGUCGGGCCAUGCUCGAGUCCCUGGAGGAGAAUAUCGACAGUGAGACAAGGGAAAAGCACUCGGAACUGCACAAGGAACUCUAUCAGAGAGCAACCCAGUUAUUGGAGCGUGCCUCGGAGCGAUCCUCGAAGCUGGUGCAAGCUGCUUCCCGCUGGACUGUACUCGAGAAGGGAAUGCGGGAUGAGCUGCAAUGGUUGCAGGUGGCACAACAACGUGUGCCCGAUCUAUCGGCGGUUACCUCAGCCGACUAUGAUCAAUAUGCCACGCUCUAUCAAUCCCUAAGCAAUGACAUCUCCCAUCACUAUGUGAAAAUGACACAACUCUCGGGAAUUGCCAACAAACUGCAACAGCUCGUCCAGGCGCCCAAUCUCGUAGAGGAAACCAACGAGGCAAUAAUUGUGCUUCUCAAGCUGCGAGAGGAGGUUGCACUCUAUCUGCAUCGCCUGCUGAUCUUCAAGGAGAUCUGGGUGCAGUACGAACAGCAGACGGACAAAAUGGAGGCAUUUGUAAGGGAAGCGGAGCAAGAAUUGCGACAGAUUCAAAUACCAUCGAAGCCCACAGAGGAGCCCAUACCUCAUAUCCGUCAAUUCUGGGAGAUCAAGGCACGCUUUGAACUCCACAACAACAUACGCAAUGAUGCGGGUCACAGUCUAGAGAAAUCCCUGCAGGUUAUCCCUCUGGCGGAUGAGAUGCUGCAGCGUCAGUUCCAUGCCCAACUGGAGGAUCGCUGGCAAGCCGUUGCUCAGGCCAUUGAGCUCAUCCAGCACAAUAUCGUGGAGUGUCUGUCCUCAGAGGAUAUGCCACCCGAUGAGAAACUAAAGCUCGUCGAGCGAGAGUUGCAGGAAAUCUAUCUGACAAUGACCAGCAUGAAGGGUGUCAUCAAGAACGAGGAGGAGCUCAGUCUUUAUAUCGAGAGGGUGCAGGUGCUCCGCACACGCGUUGGCUUCAUUGGCAACGAACUGGGUAGGAUUGGUCUCCAGGAGCCUGCGAUCGAGCCCGAGAAGGUUGGCGAACUCUUCGCUCUCUCCCACAAGAUUACGACACAAAUUGCCGAGGAACUGGAGUUCGCUUCCGUUCUACGGGAUCAGCUCCAAGCCAUCCAUGAGGGCAUCAGCAAUCAACGCAAGCAUCAGGCCAAAAUCUCAGUUAUCCUCGAUGAAUGUGAAUCCGCAGAGCGUCAAGGAGCCGAUGUCAUUGAAAAGGCUGUCGCAGAUUGUCAGGCUGCGGGUGAGGAACUCGUUGCCAGCUGGCAGGAAAUAAUGCGUAUACGCCAGAUGCUCCACACUCUGCCCAUGCGUCUGAAAAUGUCCGUGUCGCCGGUGAAGCUGGAACGUGACAUAUCCCAGCUGCAAGAUGAUCAUGCCUUCCUCGAGAGCAAGUGCACCAACAUUAUGGCCAUACUACGUAACCGUUUGGCAAUGUGGCUACGCUACGAACGCCAGUUGGAACAGGUUCACGGCUCUGUUCAGGAAACGGACUUCAUGAUGGAACUGAUACGUGUCCAUGGUCAGGUUGACUAUGAACGCCUGCGUAAGGCCACCGAGAGAUUGGAGGGUUUGGCUGGCGAUCUACAUAAUCGAGAGCAAUUGCUCGACGAGCUAAAGGGCGCCGCGAAACCGUUAAUCGAAAGCUGUGAUGUGCAGAUAGUUGAACAAAUUGAAUCAGCCGUACAGGAUGCAGUAGUUGCCUGGAAUGAUACCACCGAUAAUCUGCAACAGCUUUGCACACGCUAUCAGCGAGCCGUUGAGCUUUGGGAUAAAUAUCGUAACGCCUCGGCCGCGGUCAAGAGCUGCAUUGAACAGCAAAUGGAUAGCGUCAAGUCACUGGAACAGCCCUUGGAUUCCAUGCAACAACAUGCCAAGGUCUGUCAAGACAACCUCACCACCCAGAAUGACCGUCUGUUGGAGCUGCGGGAUAUUGUGGCCAAAAUAGCCGCCGAUGUUGGCCUAGAUGCGUCAUCUUUGAUGCAAGGCGAAUUGGAUGCGUUGGGUCAACGUUUGGCCGAGUGCAAGGAUGCAAUCACGACGCUGGCGAAUGUGGCCGAGACACAGGAUAAAGAGCGCAAGCAGCUCGACAAGGAGGUGACACAGGCCAAAGUUUACUUCAACAAUGUGCAGCAGGACAUUUCACGUGGUGAGCCGCAGACGCCCAAGGAGAGCGAGGAGCAAUUGGCGGCAUUGCGUGCCCAUUUGCAGACACUUGCCCGCACCGAGGAGCAACUGCGUCAGCUGCGUGAGCGGCAGCAGGACAACAAUCAUGUCUUGACAACGGCGGAUGCAAAUGCCGCCGAUGAUAGCAUAUUGGAAGUGUUGGCCAUGUGGCAGAAGAUAUUCCAGGAUACGUUCCAGGAGUAUCAUCGUCUGUCCACUCGCCUGGCAAGGACACAAAACAGCUCGGAGGCACUGCGCUUGUGGCGUCAAUAUCUGCAGCAUGUGCAAUCCUUCCUGGCCUGCGCAAUACCCGAGGACUACAGCAGUCUUCGGGAGCAACAACAGCUGUGUGCCAUUCACCAGAAUCUGUUGAUCUCACAGCAGAGUGUGCUCUCCGAGACGCCACUGGAAUCGGAGCUGUCCGAGCAGUACAAAGCCCUGACGAAUCUGCACAAUGAAACGCUCUCGAGGAUUAUGCAACGCAAUGAUGAACUGGAGCGUCGUGUGAGCGGCUGGAAUGCCUAUCGCCAGCAGUUGGCAUCUCUGCUCGACUGGCUGCGUCAGCGGGAAGCGGAAAGGAAUGCCCUCCAAUUGCGCUACAUUCAUCUGAAGCGUGUGCCACAUCUGAAGGCACGUCUGGAUGCACUGCUCCUGCAACUGUCGCGGGGUGAACAGCAAAGUGCUGCUCUGAAGGCACAACAGCAACAGUUGCUGAUGUACUGUGAUGAUGCCCUGGCCACUGCCAUGCGUAUGGAACAGGCGAGCAUCAAUCAGAGGAUUAGCAAUCUCCGUGCUGCACUCGAAACCUGGCUGAAUUUCCUGCAACGCAUCAAACAACUCUCGGAGACGUAUGAGCAGCGUGUCCAGCAACUGCAGAUGGAGUUUGAGAAGGCUCAGCAAUUGCUGGACAUUGAUACACUGCCCACACAGCCGGCGGAGAUUGAGCAGCGACUGGGAGCAUUGCGGGCACAGCGUGUCCAAUUGGCAGCUCAGGCUCCAGCGCUCGAGAGUCUCACGGUCAGUCAGGAGGAGCUGAAGGAGUGCAUCAGUCCGCAUGACAUGAAGGCCAUCAGGCAGAGGAGUUUCCUGCUCUGGCAACAGCAUGCGGAUCUCGAUUACCAACUCUCCCUGCUCAUCAACUCCAUUGAGGAGCGCCUCUCACUGCUGUCCAACUACCAGACACGUUAUGCCCGCAUCUCGCAAUGGCUGCGUACCCUCGAGGAGCGUGUGGAGCGUGAUGCCGAUGUGGCAGCCAUGUCCAAUCCCGAACAGGCAGCCAAACAGCUGGAGCAACAGGUCAAUGGUGAACUUCAACUGCGCGAUAAGGAGCGCGAAUGGUUGCUCUCGACGAGUCGGGAACUCCUAACGCUCUAUGCGGAUGCCACGCCCCAAUCGCAGGAGGUUCGCUCCCAGGUGCAGCACCAAAGUGACGCCCUCAUCGAUCGCUGGAAUCGCUUGAAGUUCCUCUGCAAACAGCGUGCCACAAAGAUUGGCGAACUGAAGCAAACAUUGUUGCGUCUGGAGGAGCGCAUUGCCCUAAUCCGUGCCUGGCUCUUUGAGGUGGAGUCCCAACUGGACAAACCGCUGAGCUUUGACAGCUAUACGCCGAAUGUGAUCGAAGCGAAGCUGCAUGAACAUGAGCAAAUCCAGCGUUCGAUUGAGCAUCAUAGCAGCAAUGUUGGCGAGGUUCUCAACCUGGUCGAGAUGCUGCUCAAUGAUGCGGACAGCUGGCGCACCCAGGUCAACACAACGGGUCUGGCAUCAUCUGCCCAAAAUCUCGAGCAGCGCUGGAAGAACGUGUGCAGUCAAUCUGCGGAUCGCAAGCAGCGCAUACUCACCACAUGGAAUCUGCUGCAGGAGCUCAUCAAACUGACCACGGAGCAAAAGUCCUGGCUGGCCAAGCAGGAGACCCAACUCUCCAGCUACGAGCGAGAUCAGAAGUAUGUCAACAAACAGAAGCUGGAGGAACGUCAACAGGCGUUGCGUGCCAAGCUCGAGGAACUCCAAAUUGAGUCCGUGAAUCUUCGCCAGCUGGAGCAGACCUAUGCCAAGCUGACGAGUAGUCCGGGCGUGGAGCCAGAGAAUAUUCAGAAAUUGACACUGCCCACCAAGGUGAUGGUCAGCAAGUGGCGCCAAUUGACGCCACGCUUCCAAACGCUGCUCGAUGCCAUCGACAAGGAUGCCAAGCUGAUGAGGGACUUCAACAAUGCACAACUGGAGCUCACAAAAUCCCUAACGAGCAUUCAAAAGGCGCUGGAACAAAUGCCCAGUGCGGCGGAUGAAGCGGCCAGCGUGGAGCCUCAAGCGGUGUUGCAACGUCUCGAGGGUUUGGAGCGCAAGUUGCAACAAACCGAGCAGCAGGUGCAACAAGCGGAUGCCCUUGGCAAGGAGGCUGAGGUGAGAACGAAACAGCAGCCGGCACAGCUGAAGCAGCUGCUCAAACUCAUCACGGAGUACACCACACUGUGGAAGACGGUGCAAACAAAUCUUGUGACCGUGAAGACCACUUGGAUGACCCGUGCUGCCAAGCAAUUGGCUGGAGCCGUCAGUGAGACACACGCCAGUGUCCAGGUGAAUACGCUAUCCCAGCGAAAGCUGAGGCAAGCUCAGCUGCAGCGGGAGACCUCCAUAACGGCCAAGGAUGCGUACAUCAUGGAACUGCAGACGGCCAUUGCCGAGUGCCAGAGUAAUCUGGACGAACUGCAGCGCACAAUUGCCGACAAGACGAGGAAACCGGGUCCCCAAAAGAUUGCCAAGCUACUAAGCAAUGCUCAAUCCUCCACGGAACUGGUCAAGCAUCUGAGCCAUCUGCUCCUGACCGAAUGCAAUGCGGAUAACCAAGCUGCGCAGGUGGAUACCGUGUCAGAGCUGACGCUGCGCUUCGAAACGCUGCAGUCGCAGUGGAAGGCGCGCCAACAGCACGAUCAAAAUGCAAGUGAGGUCGGCCGACUAACGUGUCCGCUCUGCACGCAACGCAACUGGCAGCAGAUCGACAACGAUCUGUGGCGUCUGGAGCAGUGGCUGCAAUUUGCCGAGAGCACCCAGAAAUCCCAAACAGCGCCGCCCUCAAACAUUGAACUGUUGGAGGAUGUGACGCAGGAUCAUCGCGAGUUCUUGCUGGAUCUGGAGAGUCACAAAUCGAUCAUAUCAUCGCUGAAUGUGGUGGGUGAUCACCUGGCCACGCAUACCCUGGACACGGAGAAGGCUCGACAAUUGCGUGCCCGCCUCGAGGCGGACAAUGAGCGCUGGAAUAAUGUGUGCAUCAAUGCCACCAAAUGGCAGGGAUUGCUCCAAACGGCCCUCAUGGGCAACAGCGAGUUCCAUCAGACCAUCGGUGAGCUCGUCGAUUGGCUGCAGCGCACCGAGAGGAACAUCAAGGCCUCGGAGCCGGUCGAUCUGACCGAGGAACGAUCGAUACUCGAGGGCAAGUUCAACAAGUUUAAGGAUCUGCGCGCGGAACUGGAACGUUGCGAACCUCGAGUGGUUAGUCUACAGGAUGCAGCUGAUCAGCUGCUCCGCUCUGUCGAGGGAUCCGAGGAACAGUCUCAGCACACCUAUGAAAGAACACUUUCCAGAUUAACCGAUCUCCGUCUGCGUCUGCAAUCCCUGCGUCGCCUCUCCGGCAUCUACAUUGUCAAGCUGGGCGCCGUUCUCGGCUACGAGGGCGACAAUCUGGGCGUGCCACUGCACAUGUUGUCAAGUGAGCUUUUGGAUAAUACUACAUUAUCAACCUCUUCUAUGCAGGCCGCCGCACCCAACACAGAAAAUGCAAAUCACAACACCACCACCGAGUGCGAUGCUGCCGAUGGCGAUGUCAUCAAUACCACGGUGCUGGCGCGAGGUGCUCGGUUCCUAGGACGCGUUGCACGUGCCUCACUGCCCAUACAGGCGUUAAUGUUGCUGCUUUUAGGUGUGGCAACACUGGUGCCCCACGGUGAGGAUUACACCUGCAUGUUCUCCAACACAUUCGCCCGCAGCCUGGAGCCAAUGUUGUCGUAUCCCCAUGGACCGCCACCAACAUAAUAAUUAUAAUAAUAAUAGGGUUGUCAGGUUGCCAUUGGAUUAGUGCAAUAAAUUCACAGUCAAAACAGAAACAUAUAACAAACAGAUAACACCAACGAAAAUGUACCAAAUGUAUAAGAACAGAAUCCAACACGAAUAUGCCUUUAACCAGAUAAUAUGAUAUGAUAAUUGAUUAUGAUAUAUGAUACGAUAUAAACUCAGUAUGCAUAUGCAGUAUGUUAACAAAAUUCUUGUACAAGUUGUAAGACGUAAUGUCAUGUAAAUUUUUGUAAUUUUCCACAUUAUUGAAAAGUUGUAUUUUUAUUUUUGUUGGGUAGCUAGAAACAUACUUACAACCAAUACUGUGUACAUAAUGAACUCGACGAGAUGAAACACUAAGAAACAAAAUCAAAUCAAAUUGAAACUAAAUGAAACUAACGACAAGUAACGAAAGAAACACUUUUACAUAUACUUAUAUAUAUAUUAACGAGAUAUAUACAUUAUACAUAUAUAUUUGCACAGCAAACAUUUAACAUUUAUAUAACUAUAUAAAAUAUCCUUAUGCCCAAAAAAUGAAUGAAACUAUAUAGAGAAGCCCAACAUUUUGUAUAUAAUAUUUAAGCUGACAGACAAAACGAAAUACGCACACACGAAAUUUUUAUACUCAGUUUUCGCACGUUCAUCUAGCAAUCGGAGAGUCUUGAGAUUUUAUCCAAAUUUCGUGGAACAUUUUUGGAUAGAACUCUCUCGUCUCAAGCUCAAGUUAGCUGACUAGCCAUAAGACAAACCAUGACCCACAUAGACCAAUUGCCUGGUUAACUAUUUAAAAGUACAAUUUCUCAUUGGGAAGCUGCACGUUCAUCUCCCAAACUCAGGACGUUGCAGCUGCCCCAGCGAGAUUGGACUUUUCAAUAGCUCACCUGGCGUUUGACAGUCAAUGUUGCCAGAGAGUGAGAGUUUCUCUGCCAUAAGCCAAGCUCUCUCCCACGGCUUAUACGGCAGAAGUUCCUCUUAAUACGCACCAGCCACAGGUGACUCUCUUCCAUCAACCAUGGGCAGCAUUGACUUUCACACCUUUAAGCAUUCCUAUACUCAUUUCCAAAAUUCGUACCAUAGACAAAAAAAAAACAAAGUAUAGUUAGCUAACGGUUGAGCUAUAACCAUUGCUGAAGAAUGUGCGGAACGGGAGGAUUGAUCAAAAAAACGAAGCAAGUGUCCUAUGCUGGUGCUAAACCAAAACUAUAAAAAUUGAUUUUCCUAACUAAGAAAAUUGUCGAGUUGCGUAACAGAAAAAAGUUGAAAAAAAUCGCAAAAUAUUGCAAACGAGUAAAAUGUUGAAAAAUUUGCAUAUAGAAAUGGAAUAAAGUUAUCCAUCCAGUAAGAAAAAAAAAUGAAAAGAAAUCAGAACUAUAAAUCUAAACUUUUGUUGUUAAUAUUUUUUGAUAAUACCUAUUCUAUUUGCCUUAUAAAAUAUAUUUUUUAUUAUUUAAUGCCAUCGAGCAAUUAUUGAGAAAAUACAUAAAUAUUUAUUUAUUAAGUUUACACGAUAUACUAUACUUUAAUUAAGUUGAAUUAAAUGUUAAACUUUUGUGUGUUUUGCUGCUUCUGUACUUUAUAAGAUUUCCUUUCUUGUGAACAACUGUACCUUUAUGCAUAUA
This is a messenger RNA of Drosophila innubila, 53684 nucleotides long. It is a transcript of the gene Msp300, whose product is annotated as nesprin-1. The coding region runs from base 634 to 52047 and encodes 17137 amino acids. Gene Ontology annotation, cellular component: cytoplasm; nuclear outer membrane; meiotic nuclear membrane microtubule tethering complex. The record is from RefSeq and is a predicted model, not a curated record. NCBI's taxonomy places the organism in Eukaryota, Metazoa, Arthropoda, Insecta, Diptera, Drosophilidae. Gene Ontology annotation, molecular function: actin filament binding. Gene Ontology annotation, biological process: nuclear migration. The transcript has 34 exons.